Molecule: messenger RNA, 46266 nt
Organism: Photinus pyralis (common eastern firefly)
Lineage: Eukaryota; Metazoa; Arthropoda; Insecta; Coleoptera; Lampyridae
Gene: Msp300
Product: nesprin-1
Exons: 39
Coding region: 74-45508 (15144 amino acids)
Biological process (GO): nuclear migration
Cellular component (GO): nuclear outer membrane; meiotic nuclear membrane microtubule tethering complex; cytoplasm
Molecular function (GO): actin filament binding
Source: RefSeq, a predicted model, not a curated record
UAGUAUUGAACGAUACCGCGAAACGUAAAAACCGGUGGAAUGAUGAAGCGCGAUCGCAACGAGCAUUUUAAUUAUGAGUGACGCGAACAAAGGUCAGGGGGAGAAUUCGAAACGUCCCCCUGAGAGCCCUUCUGGAAGUGCCAAACGUUUAAAGGAUCGGGUCAGCUUUUUCGAAAAAGUGUGGACCGGCACCAGUGCCAGCGGCUCGCUCGAAGAUCAGGACACGCUGAAUGUGGGUGAACUCGAACGGUUAAUCGAGGAAGGGCGAAAAAACGUCCCUUCGGCACAAUUAGAGCAGGUAACCCUCAGGCAUACACCGCAAAGUUCGCCGCGCCAAGCGACCGAACUACGUCAGCAUUUCUUCCCCGAUGGCUCCUUCGAGGAAAGCGUGUUUAAGACUGAGGAAGAAGGCGAUCUGGCCUCCAGUUUCAAAAGUGUCAAAUUCGAAAAGGUGACCGUGCGAAAAACCGUGCAACAAGUCAGAACUAUUCGAACGACUAGCAGAACGCCGUCCGAAUCGGAAGGAAGGAAUUUCGAAGAUUCCGCUUACCAAACUCAAAAUGGAACGUCGCAUUCCAAAUCGUCCAGCGUUACUUCUUUGUCUGGGCGUUUUCCUUCGGAGGAGAGCCUUAGGAGAACGCCAUCCAAAGAGGCGUUGAAAGACGAUUGGGAUUCCGGAAGCAACAGCAGCAAGCACACAACCUCGUCGGCAGAAUGGUACAACGAGUACAGAAAUCAGAGCUUCCAAAGUGGCUCGUCAAAGUUGGAGUAUGUCAGAAGCCGGUCACAGUAUGACAACCAUAUUGCGGUUAUCAGAGAUGAACAGGAAAGAGUUCAAAAGAAGACCUUUGUCAAUUGGAUUAAUUCUUAUUUAGCCAAGCGUGUUCCGCCGCUUAGGGUAGAAGACUUAAUCGAAGACCUGAAGGAUGGAACGAAACUACUUGCGUUGCUUGAAGUAUUAUCCGGCGAGAAACUGCCUAUGGAGAGAGGCAGAGUUCUGCGUCGGCCCCAUUUUCUUAGCAACGCGAAUACGGCGCUGCAAUUCCUCGCCAGCAAAAGGAUCAAGUUGGUGAACAUAAAUGCGACGGACUUGGUGGAUGGACGUCCACCCGUCGUUCUUGGACUCAUUUGGACCAUCAUUUUAUACUUCCAGAUUGAGGAAAACAGCAGAGCCUUGGAAUACCUAGGUCAGUGGGAAAGCACAAGCAGCUUGGAGAGCGCCGGAACCACGUCUUCGGCCACGAAAGAAAGAUGGAAGCAGGGUGCCAGAAAGACGCUGCUGCAAUGGGUUGCUAACGCGCUUCCAAGCGACGCCGGAAUUGAAAUAAGAGACUUCGGCGCAAGCUGGAGAGACGGAGUGGCCUUCCUAGCCAUAAUCGACGCCAUCAAGGCGAACCUAAUUAACCUGGCGGAACUUCGCAAGGAGACGAAUAAGGUGCGUCUGGAGACGGCGUUCGACGUCGCCGAAAAGGAUCUGGGUAUAACGAAGCUGCUGGAUCCGGAAGAUGUGGACGUGCCGAAACCGGACGAGAAAAGUAUCAUGACGUACGUCGCGCAAUUUCUUCACAAGUAUCCCGAACCGAAAAGCACGGGACCGGACGCUAUCGCUGCCAUUCAGGACGAAUUUAACGACUUGGUGUCUUGGCUAUUAAAGAAGACCCAGUAUUUGGAGCACCUGCAGCAGACGAACUCUCUGCCGCUCGACUACAACGAAUAUACGAAAUUUAAAGAAGAAGUGGAGAAUAAGGCGAUCGUAUACAACAAACUCAGAUUGCUCGUAGAAGCUCAGAGCAUCCUCUCGAUUACCAAAGAGUCGUGGUUGGACGUUAGCAGGCUGUGGAAUCAACUAGAGAUGCAAAUGCGUUAUUGGCUGUGGUUACUAGAUUCCAAAUUGCCCGGUGAUUUCAAAUACGUCGGCGAAUGGUUAGCGAAUGCCGAAAGGCUGAUCUACACCGACGAUAUACCCACCGCUAUGAACGAAGAGACUGCAACUAUUAUUAGUAGAAAGUUAGAGGAACAUAAAGCGUUUUUUGCCGAACUACCUAAUAUACAAACGAGAUUUGAGCAAGCUUGCAACGGUCCACUAGCGAAAGAAGUGCCUUCUGCCCAAUUAGAAAAUAUGAGUUUGAGACUGAACGAAAUUGGACCCAAAGCUGCUCAAAGACGUAUUAGACUUAAAUUCCUUGAACACAAGUGCUGCCUUAUUGCCUUUUUGCAACUGACGGAAACCAAGCUUAGAGGGUGGACGAUCAAAUAUGGACACGUAGAUAAAGUCAUUCAACUUUUAGAUCAGUACCGCAAUUUUGUAUCCAAAAACCACAUUUUCCAGGAGUUCAACAAGGCCUUCAUCGAUAUGCAGGCCGUAGUUGAGGAGUAUCAGCGUGAUGGAAAUAUAGAUAAAAACGAGCGCCAGGAUAUCGAGAGAUUUCUUCGCAAUACCGCCGAAAGGUGGAAGAACGUUUCGAUGGAGCUGAGGUGUGUGCAAAGCAUGUUGGAGGAAGUCGUGGCGUACUGGAGACGAUGGGAUUCGCUAUCGGUGGAAUUCGAUCGAUGGUUAGAUAAGGCGGAAGAGGCCAUCAAGCUUCCUGAAGAAGAGCGAAUGGAGUUCUUCCAAGACAUAAGCGUUUGGAGAGAUAACUAUCAGUUAUUAGGCGAUACUGUUAGUUUCCUCAUAGCCACGUGUGAAGACAAAAUCGCGGCGGACUUAAGGGAGCACUUCGCCAAGAUGACCUCUCGAUGGGAUAAGUUAUAUCCGGUCGUCAAUAAAUAUAGUCACGCCGGCGAUAUACUGCGCAACAGAAAGGAGUUUAGGGCGGGCGUCGAGGUGUUAUCGAAUUGGUUGCGUAAAGCCGAAACGAUCUUGAAUUCGCAGCAAUUGGGGUCUCUGGAUAAAAUCAGAGCGCACGGCGAGAGCUUACUUCAAUUGCAAGGCGAAGUGAAAGGAAUUGAAGACCUCUUCAAGGGUAUCAGCAAAACUUUCCAAACUUUAAUCCAAGAUCUAUCUCGAGACGAAGUGGAUAAAAUGAUGAACACUUUGAAAAACGAAAAGGAAGCUCUCGUUCGAAUUCGUGCUUUGAUUCCCGCUCAAAUACAUCUAUUCAACCAACUGCUAGUCCAACAGGAAUCGCUGGAGUCCGGCCAGCGUGAGAUAUCAAAGUGGCUUGAUGAUGCCGAAACACUUCUAAGUGAGUUAACGCUCGCCGGAGGGCAAGAAAAUUUGCACACGCAGUUGGAGAAACACAAACAGUUCUUUAUCCGAACCCUCUACUACCAAUCCAUGCUGGACAGCAAGAAUAAAGUUUUGAAAACAAUCGAAAAGGCCGUCGAUCAACAAACAAAUCCAGACGUACAAGAGAUGAACGAUAAAAUGCAAAAAUUAAACGAGCGUUUCGAGUAUGUGAUAAAAAACGCACAUCUUUGGGAACAAAAGAUGCAAGAAGCCAUACGCAGCUGGUAUAAUUUCAACGAAUGCGAGCGCGUCAUAUCGUCCUGGCUUUCUAAAGCCGAACAGUUGAUAUCCGAAAAACAUAUCGAUACCAGGAAAACGGUCGAGUUUCACAAAACCUUCUUUGAAAGUGUCAACGAGCGUUGGAUUCACGAUUUGGUUCAAACCAGUCAAGAUCUGAAGAACUGCCUUCCGAGCGAAGAACAAAAGCCCAUCAGUAACUCUGUGGAACGCCUACAAGCGAAAUGGAAGGAAAUUUUAUCAUUUGCGCCCCUUCAUCUGAUGCGCUUGGAAUUUAGGUUGGACGAAACCGCUUUCACGCACUACAUUAAAGAAAUAGAAAGAGAGAUCAUAAUCGAACAACAGGCAUUUAAUAAGCAAGAGAACGUCGAGUCCAUAAUCACAAGAAAUAAGGUAUUUUUCGCUCCUCACGGACACCUGGCUGAGACCAAACGGUGUUUGGAGAACCUAGAGAAAAUAGCGACUACCUACUCGCAGUACCAUCCCGAGGAGUCAAAAUUAAAGGAAUCCUGUACUAAGGCAAACGAACAGUGGGAGAAUAUUAAUUUCAAAGUUGAAAAGUUGCGCGAACAAUUGGAUCGAAUACCAGAGAAGUGGAAUUACUACCACGAUCGUUUCCAAAACAUGGUGCAGUGGAUGAAUGAGGUUGACAGGUCAGUGAGCAGCGUCUUCACUAAUCUCAAGACCAUGGAGGAUUUUGAUCGAGAAAAGGCUCUUUUCCAGAAAAUCUGCCAGGACGCCGACGCCAAACGCGAAGACAUGAAGUGGUUGGUUCAAACUCUCGACUCUCUAGUAAGUCACUGUCCCGAAACGCAAGCAAUUGAGGAACAGCAGAAAUUAGAAGCACUAAUUACUCGCUAUAAAAACCUAAUACCGACUCUGGAAGUCACAAUGACCAAAACGGAAACUCUGACCAAGUGCUACACAUACAAAAAGGAAGUUCGGGAAGUUUGCGAACUGUUGAAGAAGGUAAAGGAGCAGUCCAAGCACGACCAUCACCCGGAAACCUUGGAAAAUGUAAACCAAAUGAUUCAACAACAGGAAAUCGCCGUGUCGCAAUUGGAUUUGCAGCGACCCAACAUUAUGACGAUGCUGCAACGUGGCAAGGAGCUCGCAAAGGAGCCGACCGCGCCCGAGUUCGUGCACGAAGAAAUCAAAGCACUUGAAACCGGUUGGAACGACGCCUACAAAGAGACCGUCGACAAACUCAACAAACUGAAAACGACCCAAACAAUUUGGUCGAGCUUCAACGAACAAAAAACUGAAAUUCUGGAACUGCUAACCCGAGCACACCGCGAACUUCAGCGUAUACCGCUAGGACAAUACACCUCGACCAAUAUUCCUGCCGAUUUACAGGCCAAACAAGAAAUGUGCAUUUACUUACGGCAAGCAACCGAAGAAAUCUUGAAGAGGUUGCGAGAUCUGUGUACGAAACUGGGAGAGCAAGCAGUGCCCGCGAAAAGGCCCACUUUCGAAAAGGAGAUCGAAGAGAUCGAGGAACAUCUGGACAGUACCAUCGAAACGGUGGAGGAGCGCGUCGUGUAUUUGCAGCAGUUGAACGACAAAUGGACGCAGUACCAUGAUCGGCUGGGGGACCUACAGAGCUGGACUGUACAAGAAGCGCCGAAAAUGUUAAAGGCAAUAGAGGAUAAUACUGCACCGGAAGACCGCAUACAGAAAGCUACCGAGCUGAAGAACGAAAUCGUGCACAAGGUGGAUCUGGCUAAUCAACUAAAAGCGAUAACGCGCGAUCUGAUUAUCGACGAGUCUAACCCCGAAGCGAAUAAAGUUAGAGCGGAGGUCGUCGCCAUACACGACAAAAUGGCGGCAAUACACAAAAACGUCGACGAAGAGUCGGUGGCGAUAGUUCAAGAUUUGGAGAAUUGGAAGCAGUACCAGAGCGCGAUCCGGGAAAUUAAGCCCUGGAUCGAGCAGGCCGAGGUGAGUAUGCAUACCGGUGUGCCGAAACCGGCCACGUUAGAGGAGGCGGUGCUACUGCGUAAUCAAUCGAAGCAGUUUUCUAAUGAGUGCGGUAAUCAAUUGAAGAAGUUACAAGGGGUUGUGGGUAUUAGUCAGCAGAUUGUAACAAAAACGCACGCCCCCGACGAAGUCGAUGCGAUACAUUCGCGUUGGACCGUCAUUGAAGACAAUGCGGUUCAGCACGCCAACAAGCUCGAAAAAUUAGUGAAGAAUUGGGAUGAAUUUGACGGUAACGCAAAAACUUUGGAAGCUUGGGUAGUGAACAGUGAAAACGCGUUGGCAGCCGAAACCAUUAACCUUGAUGCGCCCGAUGUGGAGAAAUUGGAAAAGCAGCUCGCUCAAUUGAAAGCGUUUAACAAAGAGGUUUCGGAGCAACAAGCGAAGUUGAUCAAUUUGACGCAAAGCUGCGAUUCAAUCAGCCACGGAUUGGCCCCGGAAGGUGCAACGAUCGUUAAAGGGCGAGUUCAAGAUAUAAAAGGCAAAGUUACGAACCUUUCGGAGGGCCUACGAGCAAAAAUAAAUGAGGUUUCCGACGCUAUUUUAACCAGGCACGAAUUUAAAGGAAAAAUGAUGGAAUUCUCCAACUGGGCCAAUAAUCUCCAAGGAAACGUAGCUAAAGUCGACGAAAUCCGAGCCGAUAAGGUAGAUGCCGCGUUGAUAAACGUACACGCGUUGCUUCAGGAGCACUCGGACAAGCAACCGGCCUUCAACGCAAUUUAUGAAGAUGUUAAGGCGUUGAGUUUGAAGAACACCCCGCAAGAAAACCAAUCGCUCACAGAAGAAUAUACGAAUUUGGUGGGCAGCUAUCAAAAUCUGGAGACACAGCUUCAGCAGAAAAAGAAUGCGUUGGAAAAGUGGACCGAUUUGCUGAAUUGGCACGAUGAGACCGCCCGCCAGCUAUCUCACAUAAAGUAUCAAAUCGAUAGUCAAAAGGCAAAACCGGAAGAUCUGCAGGUGUUAGUUAAAGAAACGGAAACGAUCAUUAGCAAGUUAAUAACUUGGAAACAAAAGGCACCCGAAAUCGAUCAAAUCGCGAGUGUGACCAUUUUGGAUAAAAAUACCGGGCUACCAAGCAGUGGUGAGAAGUUGGUGCGCGACAUUGAAGUGAAAACAAUCAACCUAAAGACGCAACUGGUCGACAAACUAAAAACCUUGGAGGCGCUACAGGGACAUCGAGAUGCAUUCACAGAUUUGCAACGACAAGUUCAAGAAAACCUUGAUAAAACUCAAGCCCAGUUAGCACAAAUAAAUGACAGCGUGAAUAAUCCGGAAGAUCUACAGAGGGCAGUAGCUGAAAUAAAUCGACUUUUAGAAAGUCACGUUCAAACCGCACCGGUAAGGGAAAACUUACAGAGAAAAGGCGAACAACUUAUGAAGGAAGAUUUGCCGAACGCAACUGCGAUUCAGAGUACGAUAUCGGCUCUGGAUUCAAAGUGGGACGCCGUUCAGGACGCGAUAAAAACCGAAAAGCUUAAGUACGGCGAUAUUAUUUUCGCGUGGAAGGAGUUCCAAGAAAUGAAGAAUCGAACAGAAAAGGAGAUCGAAAAAGUCGAACAGGUGUGCGAUUCGCUACAGACACCUUCGGAUUAUAUCCAGGCCAAUGCGAACAACGAAAACGCCCGAAGAGCUCUGGAAGCUUUGCAAAAAACAAAAAUCCUUCUGAACAAAUUGGAAUCUAAAGCCGAAUCGAUAGGGAAAAAGGCCGAUUUUAUUCCGAAGAUGGAGUCUGAAGUGAGGUCGGAGAUAAAGGAAUGCCAGAAGCACUGGUCGAGUGUGUAUGAAAAAAUAUUGAAGGUGGCGCAGACGGCGGAGGCGCAAAGCAUAAUUUGGCAGCAUCUCGAGGAAACCAAAAUUAAGCUGUUGCAGUGGCUCGGGGAGCAAAAUUCGAGCCUGAGCGCUGCCGCGGAAAAACCCAACGAGGUUGAGGUGGCACAAGCGAAAUUGGUCAAGUACAAAGAAGAAUUGCCCGCGUAUCAAAGUUUGAAGCAGAGUAUACCCCUUAAACAUCAGCAGUUGGCGAAUUUAAAUAACGUGCAAGAAUUACCCAUGGUUGCCACUUUAGAAAAUCUGUUAGAACAGCAAUUUGCAGAUCUACAAGAACGAGCCGACAAAUUGCAAAAGGUUACUUCGGUCUACGGUGAUAAAGAAAAAGCAAUCCGGAAGGACAUCAAAGAUACCGGAAAUAAAAUUUCUGCCAUACGCGAGGAAAUCGUGAAGUGUGAAGAUUUAUCAGGCGACAACGCGAAAAUCUUGGAUCGUCUGCUCAACUGUCAGAAAUUGAAAGGCCAAUUAACAAACUGCGAUACGGACAUUAAGAAAAUUGAGCAGCAGAUCAUCGGCAUGAAAACAAUCUAUCCUUCAUUUUCCGAAAGCAAUUUACCGAAAGAGCAGCAGCUGGUCAAAAAACGAUACGAUGGUGUGUUGUCGCACGCCAAUAAAAUUGAGAACACCCUAAUUUCCUUCUUAAAGAAAUACCACAAUGAGAAAUACGGAGCGUUGCAAAGAAUCAUCGCGACUCAAAAGGAAAAGGUGCAAUGGUGUCACCCAGAGCCUGCCAGCGAUAAGUACAAUCUCGAAGUUAAGCUCAACGCGAUCAAUUCAGUUCAAGCGGCCAUCCAAGACUGUGAAAAUCGCAAAAAUGAAUUGCAAAACUCGCUAAAACUAUUGGAACCCAUUGAAACACCUGAAAGUUACAAGCUGAUGACGGCCGAAAAGGAUCACCUCGAAGUUGAGCUAGAAAACUUGAAGCACUCUCAUAACGCCACCAAAGAACUACUCGAACACAAUAUCAACCAGCACCAAAAUUACGAAACACUCUCCGACGCGAUCUCCUCGUGGCUGAAAGACAUCGAAAACAAGGUCCGCGGGGAAAGCGUAACCCAACUAGAUCUCAACAACAUACAUACGAAGAUCGACGAAAUUAAGUCGCUUCAAAACGCGGUCGGCGGUUACGAAGACGAGAUUAAGAAAUUGAUCGAGCUGAGUGACAGCAUGGUUAAGGAAACGCCAGAGUCUCGGGUCGCGCAAUUCGCCCAGCACCUUAACACGAGAUAUCAGGCGGUGGUGAAGUUCCUCUCGAGUUACUUGGAGAAAUUGGACGAAUUGAAUAAGUACAAGGAGCUGUAUCAAAAUAGCAUCAAGGACGUCGAAGACUGGCUAGAGAAGGCCGAACAAAAAGUGAAAACUUUCGGGGAAUACACCACACGCGGUUCCAAGCCGAACGAGGCCACUUUGGAGGAGCUGAAGAACUUUGCGAGCGAAAGGGAAAAGGGACAGACUUUGUUAGGAACCGCCAUGGAGCAUGGGGAAGCUUUGUUUUCGGGUAUAACUCCCGAAAAUAAGGAGGUCAUUCGUACCGAGCUAAGAAACCUGCGUGAUAAGUCGGAGGCGCUCAUUGACAAAGUGAACGGAAUUUAUAAGCGAGUCGAGGGCAUUUUGAUGCAAAGGCACUCGUUCGAGGACAGCUUGCGUCAGGUGAAGCUUUGGAUUGCGGAUGCCGAAGAAAAAUUGGGCAAUCGGGUCACGUUGAAGGCGACACUUUCGGAAAAGAAAGACACGUUGCAUAACUAUAAGACGUUGGCUCAAGACGUAAACUUGCACAAAAACAUUCUACAGCAGUUAAAGGACAAGAUCGCGCAGAUUGAAGACGCCGAAGGCGAUUCGGGUUUCCACGAUAGUUUGGAAAAGUACAAGAAGCUGUCCGAUGACGUGAACGCCAGAGUUGCGGCGUUUGAGACGUACAGUAAUAAUCAUGAAGGUUUCAAUCAAAGCAUAGAGAAGUGUAGAAGUUGGUUGAGCGCUUUGGUUGCGGAAGCGACAUCGUUGAUUUACGGCGCAUCCAUUGAAAAUACCGAAACAAAAUUAAGUAUUCUAGAAAACCUGCUCGGUCAAAAGGAAGAGGGGGAUAAAAUGUUGAACGAGUGUAAAAAUCAACUGGAAACGGUGCUUAGCGAAACUGCUCCUGAAGGACACCCGGCGCUGAUCAACAGUUAUGAAACCCAAGUGCAAGCUUGGAACACAUUUUUGAAUUUGUGCUCCAAUGGAAAGGACGAUGUUAGUAGAAUUUACACAAAGCACAAGGAGUUCAGUGGGCUGGUGGAAAAUUUGGAAGCGUGGCUGAAACAGAAAGAGGGCCAAGUGAAAGAUCAGAGUUUGCGCAGUACGGAGGAAACCAAGAAGACGCAUUUGGACAAACUGGAAGGUUUACAGGUGGAGAUCAGCGGCAAGGAAGACGACUUUAAGAGGCUCGCCCAGCAGGCCGACGAUGUAGAUUCUAAAUCUGAACUCUACGCUCACGCAUCGCAAAUGAUUACGCGGUACGAUUCCCUAAAGAAUGCCGUUAAAGAAGGCAUAAGUAAGUACGGCAGCUUCGUCGACGAACACAAGACCUUCAAUGCGAAUUACGCUACGUUUGUUAUGUGGCUAUCUGAAAAGCAAGACGAUUUGCACAAUUUGGGACACAUCAUUGGAGACAUUGAGGCUAUUCAAGAUCGUCAGCGAAAACUGAAAGAACUCAUCGACGAUCGCAACCGUCAAAGCGAAACGUUUGAGAACCUAAUCGAGGAGGGAGAGAAACUCUACGCCCACACAUCUCCAGAUGGAAGAGAGAUAAUAAGGCAACAAUUGCGCAAUUUAAGAACGAUAUGGGACGGAUUCACCGACGAUCUACAAAACGCGUCAAAUAAACUCGACCAAUGCCUGAUCCAAUUCUCCGAUUUCACCACCGCUCAAGAACAACUGACGAAGUGGUUGAAGAACGUCGAAAAAGCGAUGUAUGCUCAAACUGAACUGAAAUCGACCCUUCAAGAGAAACGGGCGCAGCUCGAGAACCAUAGGAUAAUGCACCAAGAGAUUACGUCCCACCAGCAGCUAGUGGAUUCGGUCUGCGAUAAAGCGCAGCAAUUAGUCGAUCAGACCAAGGACAAGUCACUUAACGUUUAUCUUCAAUCUAUCAAACAACUGUUUAAAGAAAUCGUCAACAAAUCCGAAGGCCUAUUGGCUAACUUGGGAGAAUGCGUUGACAGCCACAACCUGUACAAUCAGCAAGUGAACGCCUUUAGAGAUUGGCUAGCAACCGAAUCGGAAAAAUUGCAGGAAUACAACGACGUCACCGGCGAAAAAUGUGACAUUUCGAAAAGAAUAGACGCAAUCGAAGCUUUAAAGCGCAACAAAGAGGACGGGUUAAACUUACUAGAGAAGUUGCAGCAAAUGGCGAACUCCUUGAAACAAAGUACGGCGCCAAAAGGCAAUGAGGAAAUUGAAAAGGAAUUAAUCGUCUGUCAAAAUUUAUUGGAGCAACAUAUGGACGCGAUAGACAAAGAGAAAAUGAAACAACUGGAUGCAUUGAAGGAAUGGGAGAAGUUCGAAGACGACCUUAAAAAACUGAACGAGUGGUUCGCGGAGCACGAAGGCAAAUUUCGAGACCAAAUGCUCUGUUCGACGCUGCCAGAAAAGGAAGCCCAACUCAAAAAUUUUAGAAACGUGAAGGAUGCAGUUGGUAAAAAGGAACGUGAGGUAGACGCGUUCGUCGAUAGUGGUCACGUCCUUCUGCAGACGAGCGAGGUGCAACGCAUCAAACCGAUCAUAUCGCAGAUCAACAACCGCUACCAAACCCUACACGCUCAAAGCAAAGAGGUAAUCAGCAAAUCGCAGAAGGUCGUCGAUGAACACCGUAGCUACCAAGAUAAACUAGAGGAAAUUUCUACAUGGCUUACUCCGCUGGAAGAACACCUAUCCACAUUACAACAUGGAGAAUUGGCCAACAACGCGGAGGCCAAAUUGAACAGACUACAAGUUCUACUCUCUGAAAAGGAACAAGGGGAUCAUAAAUUAAACGCCGUCACCCUUCAAGGUGAAAAACUCUACCCGGAUACCGCUGCUCCCGGUAGGGAAUCAAUACGGAACGAGCUCAGAGGGGUAAAAGAACGCUGGGAUGCACUUCAGGAAGGCAUACUGGAACAACAAAAACUGCAAGACGCCCAAACUCAACAGUUGUCGAGCUACCAGGAUAUGUUACAACAAACAUUGGCGUGGCUGCACGGUAUGGAAAAGGCGAUUCAAAUUGACUCCUCGGCUUGGAACAGCAUUCAAGAGGUGCGCUCCAAAUUGCUGAAGCAGAAAACUGCAAUGCAAGAGAUCAGUUCGUACAAGAGGAUCAUCGAAGGCGUAACAGACAAGGCGAAGAAUCUCGCACAAUUAACCAGCGGAAAGGAAGAUGAUGUUGACGAGAGCAUUAAAUCAAUCAACAUUCGCUACCAGGCGUUAGUGAACAAUGCUCAGGUCGGCAUAAAGCAAUUGGAGCAAUUCCUCGACGUCUAUCAGCAGUUUUACGACCUCCAAAAGGCGCACCAGGACUAUCAGAAGCAGCUGUGGGACAAGCUGGAGAGCUACUCAGAUUAUAGCGGCAACAAGUCGGCGUUACAGGAACGCUUGAACAAAGUGAACGAUCUUCAGGACCGUCUGCCGUCGGGUACCAUCACGCUGCGCGAACUGGAAGAUCACGUCAACAAUAAGAUUUCGAUUCUGCCGGCUCGCGCGCAGGAGUCGAUGCAGCGAGACGUGACGAAUAUGAAGUUCGAUUUGGACAAAUACGUUGCGGCUUUGAAUGAUGCCAAGUUCGCGUUGGAAGGGCGUAUAAAGCAGUGGACCGAUUAUGAGACGUCGCUGGAUAGACUGUUGACGUGGUUGACCGAGACGGAAGCGUCACUGAAAAAUUAUGGUUUGAAGGCGACUCUUGAAGAGAAGCAGGAGCAACUGGAGAAGUAUCAAGCUUUACUGUCGAGUUUGAAGCACUAUGAGGCCGAAUUCGAUAAACUUUCCGACCAGUCUACCGAACUCAUGCAGGAGAGCGGAGAGACCCGAAUUUCUGUUAGUGUACAACAGAUUACCUCUAGAUUCCAAACCGUGCAAGCGACCACAAAGGAAAUUGUUAAAAAGUGCGAGCAAUCCGUGAACGAGCACAAACUCUACAAUGAGAAGUAUCGCCAAUGUUCGGAUUGGAUAGCUGCCGCGAAAUCGAGAUUUGACUCGUGUCGACAGAAAAUGAAAACUGGAGCGCGCCCCGUUCUUGUGGAAAGCAAUAAGGUAUUGGAGGAACUUUUGGCACAACAACCCAGUGCGACACUCCUUUUGAACAACACGGUUGAAGUUGGAGAGAAGCUCUAUCCCACAACGUCAGCUGAUGGAAGAGAGGCGAUCGGUGCCCAAUUGCAAGAGCUGCAACAAAUGUUAGAUGCUCUAUUUGACGGUAUCGGCAGUACCUCCAGGGAUCUCAAAACAAAAUUGCACAGGUGGAGUUCUUUUGAAGAUUGCGUUGAUCAAAUCAAGGCGUGGGUGAAACAAGCCGAGUAUCAAUUGCCGCAGGAAUUAGAACUCAAAGCCACUUUAGACGAAAAACGAGCCCAGUUACAGAUUUAUCGUACGCUUUUACACGACGCCUUAGCGCAUCAGCAAGACAUACUCAAUCUGCGAGAUAAAAUCGACAAUCUACCGGAACGCAACGAAAAUGUGGACCAACAACUGUCGACCCUUGUUGAGCAACAUGGCAAGAUACUAAACAGAGCGCAGCAGUUCGUCGAACGUUACGAAGCCAUAGUCAGCAACCAUCAACAGUACAGCAAGGCCGUCUUGGACGCACACGAGUGGAUAGACGCGACGAAUAACACAAUCACUCUCUGGGCCGAUACGGAACUCGAAAGGGUGACUUUACACUCAAACUUGAAACGCUUGAAAAACUUACAAGAGAGCCUUCCCGAGGAAGAAAACCGAAUUGUUAAAAUUCAAGAAAUCGGCGAUAAAGUAAUUCCCGGUACAAUUGAGCAUGGACAAGCUAACAUUCGAUCCCAAAUCGACAGCUCGCAACAAGAAUGGGCCGCCCUCAAUUCCCUAAUCUCUAACACGGUGAAAGCGUUGGAGAGUCGACUGCAAGGCUGGGCAGAAUACGAGUCGAUGAAAGAUCAAAUUCUCGCAUGGAUUCGCGAUACAGAUACGAAACUGCAUUUAGUAGAUCUGAAACCGACGGCGAAGACUAAAAAGGAAGAGUUCGAUAAUCUGAAGAAGUUACAGGGUGAAAUACGCGCCAAGGAGCUCGAGAUUGACGCGGUCACAGAGCGAUCGCAGCAACUGACCAAGACCGUUGGCGCUCGGGGAUCGCAAGUUUCUGAACUGGGAAUCAAGUAUCAGCAAAUCGCACAGAAGAUCAAGGAGAUGGUUACGAAAUGGCAACAAUACUACACCGUCCACGAAGACCUCGACGCCAAGGUAACAGAAUGUGUCGAAUGGCUCGACGAUAUUAAAAACAAGAUUAAUUAUUGUUCCGAUUUAUCGGCGCCCUCCCAAAAAGAUUUGGAAAACAAGCUGGAGACCAUUCAAGACUUGCUGCUAGGCAAGGAGGAGGGCUCGGCAAAAAUUCAAGUCUUAGUCGAGUUGGCGCAGAGCGUUCUUGUAAACACCGCACCUAGCGGACACGACCUGAUCAAUCAGACGCUUGCCAAUCUACAAGAGGAAUGGUCAAAUUUGGCCUCGAAAAUGAUCGAAACCAAGGCGCUGAUAGAUGAUUCCAUUACAAAGUGGGCGGGAUUACUUGAACAGAUACAAGGACUUGACAAGAUAAUAAGCUGGAUGGAGACCCAGCUAUCCGAAUUAUCCGAAUUCCAAAGUUCCAUACCGGAAAAACGGGCGCAGCUCGAUCGUGUCAAGGCGGUCGAGGAGAAGACUCGGUGCGAAAAGAUUGAGGUUGAUAAUCUGAGUGCCAAAGCGAUUGAAAUGUUGGCCAGUGGACAGCAGAGUCAGGCGGCAACACAAGCCAAAUCCAUUCUGGACAAAUUUAAUAAUUUGGCCGAAAGUAUUGGGAAACUUUUAUUGGAACGGGAGAAUCAAUACAAAGACCAUAAAAUCUACAAGGACGCGUACGACGAGUUACAACGCUGGCUUAUUAGAGCUCAAGAGAAGAUGCCACAAAUUAAGCAGCGUCCGCUAAGCGAUAAGUUAGCGGUAGAAAACUUAGCGGCUCCCAUUGACGCUCUGCUUAAUAAGCAAGCUCAAGGCGAGGUGCUUUUGGAUCACCUGGAGCAAAGUGCCGAAGUUGUUUUGCCAACCACCAGCCCGGCGGGUCAAGAAAUUAUCAGAAACGAGAAUCGCGCGCUUCGCGAAAGUUUCGAGCGUCUAUUUAAAGAUCUGAAGGAGCAAAAGGAUCAAUUGGAAGUUGUUCUGGUACAUUGGCGCGAUUACAAAGAUGAGUACGAGCGCCUCUCUGACUGGCUGCAACAAAUCGCCAUCUUGAUUAAAAAUCAAAAAAUUGCAUUGUCGGCUAAUGUGCCUGAAAAAGAGAAGCAAGUGGAAGAUGUCAAAGACAUUUUGCAAAAGUUGGAAGCGGGCAAGGAGCAAAUUGAUAAAUUCAAUCAAUCGGCUCAAGUCCUGUUGAAUUCCCACCUGGACGCCUACGUCAACAAUCAACUACAACAUCUUAACUCAAGAUAUCAAGUCGAGUUGAAUCUUGCCAAGGACGUGUUGAAGAAAGUGGAAACCAACUUGGAACAGCACCGCCAAUAUCUGGAGAGUUUGGAAAAAAGUCGCGCCUGGAUUGAGAACGCACGCGAGUUAAUCCGUAAUUGCUCCGAAUCGUCCACAACUACCAGCAAGGAAACUCUCCAAGCGCGUCUAGAUCAAAUUCAGGAGCUGCUGUUAAAGAGAGAGGAGGGCCAAAACCUGGUGCACGCAACUGUCAAUAACGGCGAGAAGGUGUUGCGCAACACUCGCUCGGACGGCCGAGAAAUUGUUAACAACGAACUUAAGCAAUUACAAAGCGAUUGGGAAAAACUGGUAAAGAAAAUGUCAACCGCGAAAGUGCAUCUCGAAACCGCUCUACUGCAAUGGGCCGACUAUGACAGUUCAUAUUCUCAGUUGCAACAGUGGAUUACGGAUCGCGAGGCCAAACUGCAACAGGUGUCCGAACAAAAGGUUGAGAGGACCAAAGGGCCGACGGGGUUGAACUCGUUACCCAUCGUCGAGCGGAAGGCCACCUUGCGAGAAACAAACAGCAUAGUGCAAGAUAUUGUCUCUUUCGAACCGGUGAUACAGUCGGUCGCGUCUAAAGCGGAAGACCUUAUGCAAGCAGCUCCAGCAUCGGAAAUUUCUAACAAGUACGAGAAUUUGUCCAAGCAAGCCAAGGAGCUGUAUGAGAAGCAAAAGGAAACUGUGGAGCAGCAUCAGGCUUUCAUCGAUUCCGGAAACGACUUUGUACAAUGGCUUCGAAUUGCAAAAGAACGUUUGAGCAAAUGUUCCGAACCAACUGGCGACAAGGAAGGUCUCGGAAGCAAACUGUCUCAGCUCAAGGUGUUGCACAGCGAAAUCCCCGAAGGAAAAGCGAAGCUCGAAACUGUGUUAGAAACUGGGGAGGCGGCUUGUCAGGGUGCCGACGAAGAGGAUAGGGAAAUUAUAGAAGAAGAGGUAGCACUCUUACAAGACGAUUUCGACAACUACGUAGAAAUGCUGAACAAUACCAAGAAUCUUUUGGAAACGGGAAUUGUGAAAUGGGCCGAAUACGAAAGUCAAUACCAAGACGCUUUGGAUUGGUUGGCAAAAACGGAAAAACUCGUGCAGUCCUACAAUAAACUGCAAAACAAUCUGGAGGACAAGAGGCUGGUUCUCGAACAGUUCCAAGGUCAUUUACAGACAUUGUUUGAUUGGCAGAGAGAUUUGGAUAAGUUGAAUAUGAAAGCGCAAAUGUUACUCGAAACGUGCGCCGAUACUAGAAUCAGCAAUGCGGUCACUCAACUUGCCACGAAGUAUAACGCGAUACUUUCGAUGGCGAAAGAGAUAAUGAGGCGUCUAGAGUUACAUUACCAAGAACAUCAGCAGCACAACGCGCUAUAUCAAGAAUGUCAAGACUGGGUGGAAAGAACCCGUGAAAAACUCAACGAGUGCCAGGACGUACCGGGUACUUUACACGAGGUAAAGAACAAACUGCAGAUGGUUAAGGGAAUACGUACUUCCUUGGAGCAAGGCCAAAACAAGCUGAGGUACGUACUCGAACUUAAGGAGAAGGUCAUCAUCAACACCGAGCAAGCGGGCGCGGCGAAAAUAGAGGAAGACACGGAAAAUCUAAAACUAGACAUGGAGAAAUUGCUGAAUGAUGUAAACGACGUUAGAAACAAGCUAACCGGUCGAAUGACCCAGUUGGAAGAAAUUGCAAAGUUGCACAAGCUGUUGCAAGACUGUUUAAACGACAUCGAGCAACAACUGCAAGGCGAGCAAGAGUAUUUAAAUGACUUAAGCGAGAAAAAGGCAAAGUUAGAGAAGUUCAAAGCAAUUUUGAAAGAGCUAGGUUCGCAAAGUGACCUGGUAGAGAAACUCAAGGCGAAAUUGACCGAAGACUCCACAUUAAAAGUGGACGAGUACGAAACCACAUUUAACCGUUACAACGAUCUCCGUCAACAAAUCGAGGACGCCAUUCAGAGUUUGGAAAAUCAAGUCGAAAGACACAGUCAGUACAAGUUGUCGUUUGACAGUACAAUGGAUUGGAUUCGUAAAGUACGUUUGGAAGUUCAAAAAUGUUCCGAUCUCCACGAAGAAAAGGGUAAAAUUAUUGAAAAACAAAGUAACGCGCGCGAUAUUUUGAGUAAACUUCCGGAAUGUGAGGCCCUCGUCAAUAAAACGGUGGAACUCAGUGACGACGUCAUGAAAACCACCUCGGAUGAGGGUAAAUAUGUGAUUAAGCAAGAGGGCGAACAGUUGAACAGCGACUGGGAGGGGUUGCAGGCGAUUUGUCGCGAUACCGAAAAGGCGCUCACUCAUUGCCUGAAUGCGUGGGAGAAUUUCACGGGAAAUUAUGAGGAACUAUCCAAGUGGUUGGAUGAACACCAGCAGAUGGUGAACGUGGAACAGGAAGCGGAAAAUAAAACACCCGAAGACUUGGAGCGGUGUCGGAAGUUACUAAAUGAGAUCGUAUCCCAAAAACCGAAGUUGGAAGAUUUGAAUGACGAUUGUGAGUCGUUGAUGGAAUUAUGUUCCUGCGCGUGGGUACGCGACCAUACGGUGCAGCUGCAAGGAGCCUACACGAAUUUGCUUACGGCCGCUCAAGGUUUAGUUUCUAAACUCGAGAAAAAUUUGUCCGAUCACACCGAAUUUAUUAAAGCGAAGAAGGAGUUGGAAAACUGGUUGUAUACCGCACAUGGAAGUGUACAAGACUGUAUCGGAGUUGGUGAUGAGAGCAUUAUCAAGGACAAGCUAGAGACAAUUAGAUUAGUGUCUAUUCGUAUGACAGAAGGACAGCACUUGUUGGCGGUUCUACAAGACGCCUUUACAAAGGUCAUCGACACAACUCCGCCUAAUAAACAGGAAGGUCUACGCGAGGACAUGACCACUUUGAGAAACAGUUGGGAUCAGCUGACGAUCGAUAUUACUUCAAUACAAGCUCAACUAAAAGCAGAUUUGGCUCGUUGGGAAUCUUAUGCCGAUACGAAAAAGCACUUCGAAGACUGGAUGUCGGAGUCCGAGCAGAUGUUAGCCGAAGUUCCCCAAACUAACGGGGAACUAGGCGAGAUGAAAACAUUACUGGAGCGUUACAAGAACUUACUUCUAGAAAUUGAAACAAAAAAAAUCGAUCUGGAUCGCUUAAUUUCUGAAGCCGGCGAGCUCAGUUCCUGGGCCAAGAAAAAUACAGUUCUCGACGAAAUCAAGCAAGUGGAACAGCGUUACUUUAAGUUACUCCAAGCGUGUAUCUCUAAAAAGGAAAAAUUGGAAGCGGAACUCAACGAUCACAAUUCCUACCAUCAAGGACUGCAGGAGAUUGAAAAGUGGCUGCUGCAAGUAUCCUUCCAGCUGAUGGCCCACAAUUCACUGUACAUCACUAACCGCGAGCAAACCGAACAGCAAAUCGGCCAGCAUAAGGUGUUAUUAGACGAAAUCGAGCACUAUCAGAGUAACAUUGACAAAGUGAAAGCCAAGGGAAAAGCUCAAGUGGAUCUGUACGCAGCUGAGGCACCCGGUUUUAAGGAUGCCGUUGAGAAGCAACUGACUAACGUUCAAGACAGUUACAAUUCACUCUUACAAACGGCACUGCAAAUACGCAAUCGCCUACUCGAAUCUCUCGCAAAGUUUAAGGAGUACGAAGAUACGCUCGAAAGCAUUAUGUCGAAUUUGGACACGUACGAACCGGUCAUCAGCGAAGACCUCAAUAAACCCGUGGCGAAUUUGAAAGAAGCGCACUCGCAGCUGGAGGUCGCUAAGACGGUCCAUGGGAAAUUGCAAGCGGAAAAAUCACGAUUGGCCGUUGCCGUGCAAGCGUGCGAAGCGGCGACCGCUUGCAUCAGUCGUCCGAGCAGUCCUAGGGAUAUUUUACCUCCUCCAAUUCCGCACCGUGAAAUGGAAGUGAGGGUCCGACUAGAAGAUCUUAUCGACCAGAAACACAAGGAUCUGACACUACCAGAGGGCAGUGAAAGUCGACUUAAAGUAUUACUGGAUCAUCUCGAGGCGCACGGCUUUAUUAAAAAAUUGCACAACCAAUUUGAGAAGGUUCAAUCGCAUCUUGGAAAUCUAUCGACGUCCGUGGCCGAAUUUGAAGAACAGCAGAAGCAACGGUUGGCACUAAGAGACUGGAUCGUAUCCCAAAAGUCGAUCGUAAACGAGUGGCGAUUGCGACCAACGAAGUUACGUAUCGACGCGGCCAAGCAAGAGCUAAACAAUAUGAACGAUCUACUGACCACUAUUAACCAAAAAAGAACCCAGUUCGUUACCGAUUUUCCCGCAAGUCUCGAGGAGAAUCAGGAGCUGGAGCAGCUCCUGGAUAGUCUCGAGGAAGACCUCAUCACGGCCAUUGCGCAAAAACAGUUAAACCAAGACGUAAUAGACGCCUUUAAGCAAAACGUGCAAAGUAUCAACAAUUGGUUCGAUAAUCUCGUGAAGCGCAUCGACGCGAUUGACAAAGGUUCGGGACUUAACUGCGUACAGAAGAAGUCCGCCAUACUGGAGCUGGAAGCGGAAUUUAAUGAUCAGGGGCCCAAGCGAAUUGACGAAGUGAAACGGUUAGGUUCGCAGGUGAUCGACAUAGUUAGCAACCUGGAUUCCCAGCAGGUGGAGGAACAACUUAAAACCGUCGAACGUCGCUAUAAUGACAUAGGGAAACGCCUCCAGCGCAAAGCACAAAUUUUGGAAAUGACGAAAAAGGGCAUCGAGGACACGCGAAACGAGAUCGAACAAGCCCGCGACUGGGUAAAGCAGAAAUCAAUUCAGCUCCAGAAACAAACACCUCUCGGAUUCGAGAGCAGGAAAGUCGACGACAAACUCAACUCGCUAAAAUCGCUGCUGAAGGAGGUGGAAAACAAGAAGAUAUUACAAGAGACGUUGUUAAAACGAGUGAACGGUAUGACGAACGAACUGGAACCGUCAGAGCAAAACCAAUUGGAGGCCGCGCUGAAGAGCCUCGGGAACGAGCAAGAGGAGCUCGUCGAAAAAAUUAAGGCAGAAGUCGAACGUGUUCAAGGCGCCGCCAAUACUCGGCGCACAUUUGAAAUUAACCUGGAAAGGGCAAGGACUUGGCUUAAGGCUAAAAAUAGCGAAAUCCGCAAGCUGAGCGGGUACCUGCCGCUUAAAUCGUUGCAAGUCGAGCAAGAAAUCUAUCAACACAAACUGCACCAGGCGGAAAUCAAGCAUUUUAAUGAGGGUGAUCUGAACGACGUUCUAAAGUUGGGCAGUAGCAUUUUGAAGGAGUGCGACGAAGGCGAGCGCGAACGCCUGCAAGCUCUUCUAGACGAGGUGAAAGAAGAAUACGAAAACCUACAGCAGGAAUCGCAACAAAAGAUUUCGGCACUAGAUGAUCUACUUCAGGGACGUAAGCAAUUCGAGAACGAGAUCGACAAGUGUAACAGCUGGCUGAAAGAGGCGGAAGUAGCGACAUCGGCUGAAAUACGAGCUCCAAACUUGGAGGUGCUCGAAGAACAAUUAGUUAAAUAUGAAAAAUUAGAGCAGGAAUCGAAGAGAGUGAAGGACGAUAUUGAGAAGAUCACGGAGCAGGGUAAGGCAAUCCUGCCUACGAUAACGGAAAGUGACAAAAUCGCUCUGAACGAAUUGGUGAACACGCUCAAAAAUCGGCACACUGCCAUCGAAGCCAUAAUUCAAGAACGCACUAAUGCGUUGAAGCAAAAUAUAAAGCAACAGAAAGAAGCCGCGGAGCGCCUCGCCGAAGCCCUUCAAUACCUGCAGGACAUACAAAGUCAGCUGAAAGAGUUAAAUAAGCCGAUCGGUAGCAAGGUGGAGGACGUGCAGGGUAUCAUAGCAGAGUACGAUCGAAUUUUGACCGAUCUUAAGGCGAACAAAGCGAAAUUAGCCGAAGGACCUGGCGCGAAUACCCCCGAAUUACAAAACGUUCUCGUCCAAGAGGACGAUCUGAUUAAAACCAUUGAAGAGCAGAUCGCGCGACUUAGACAAUUGCUCCUACUUCGAGAGCAAUUCAUUUCGUUGAUCACCGACAUUAUGACCUUCAUAACCAAAUACACCGGCGUGGUUCGGGACAUCGAGAAAUCCGGAAAGACGGUGGAAGAGCGAAUUAAGCAGUACGACGACAUCAUUCUCAAGAUACAGACGUGCGAAGCGAUGCUGGCGUCGGCCGAGGACAAAGGUCAACAGAUUGCGGCGGACGGUUCUGCUCAGGACAGAAAUAACGUUACCGAUCAAAUUCAAUCCGUAAAGCAAUCUCUUCAGAACUUGCGACGUGCCGUCGAGAAACAACGGAGGGAGCACGAACAUACGGCGGCCGAACACAGAAAGCUGGCUUCCGAACUGGAAGACAUUUUGGACUGGCUGCACGCUAACGAGGCAGUUGUUCGAUCGCGACCACUUUUGCGUCGUGACAUCAAGAGCAUUGAGAAGGAGUUGGAAAACCACCACGAGUUGAGAACUAACGUGAACAAGUACCUGGACCGUAUACGUGAAGUGCAAGAAUCGACGAAGCACGAUGACGGAAUGCCCGGGUCCCUGCUCGAGCAGCUGUCAGAGGCCAACUCUCUACUAACGUCCUUACCGCGCGAGCUUGAAGAACGCGAGAGAUACCUGUUAACCAACAAGGACCUACGCGAAAACUACGCCACUGUCAAACAAAAACUGUUCGACUGGGUGAAAGAGGCCGAACUACGUCUGCAGGCCCACAAGAACGGCGUAGAUUUCGAAAACAUCCUCGCCGAUCUCGAGGAGCACAAGGUGUACUUUAGCAGCGAGGUUCCAAUUAAGGAGCUCGUCUCGCAAACCAUUCAGCAGGCCGCCGACAAAAUCUGGCCGAGCCUAACGCCCAACGAGCAGGAAGAGCUGAGCAGGGAGCAGCAGCACCAUACCCAGACGCUGAAAAAUACGCUGAACACCGCGAAAUCUCAGCAGGCGCUGAUGGAGCAAAACGCCGAAAUCUGGAAGGACUACUGUCAAACUUUGGAUAAGGUUAAGACGGCGAUAGGACGCACUAAGUUCGUCGAUGAACCCGUUUCCACUCUGGCCGGCCUUCACUUUAACCUGCAGAAGAUCACCCACGCGUUAAAUGAUAUACAGAAUCAACAAAUCGAGUUAGAUUUGCUGUUAGAACGCGUGAACGAAAUAACGAGCCAGGCAAAUCAGCACAAUAAGGAGAAGAUCGAACGACAAAGUGCGGAGGUAUCUGAAGAAUGGACCAAGUUGGUAUCAGACCUGGAAAAUCGCCGUGACACCCUUACGAAGCUAUCGCAAAUUUGGGAGACGUUCGAGGGACGUUGGCAAAACUUCGAAAGUCUUAUUAAUAGUAUCGAAGAACGCAUUAAGCACAUCGACAACGUCGUCAGAAACAAGCAGCAUGUGAUUGAUACAAUCAAGUAUAUCGAGGAACUGCAAUCGGAGGCAGACUCCUUGGUGAAGUUUAAGGAGGAGGUCAAUCAGCUAUCGCAAACUGUACUUAUCUACCUGGAGGCGGCAUCAAGCGCAUCAGCUAAGGCCCUAUUCGACAAACUGCACAAUUUGAAUCAAAGUUAUCAGGGCCUUCUAGACGUUUUGCAAGAAAAACACUCAAAAGCGAAUGCCGAUUUGGCAGAUAUAAAUCGCGCGUUUUCGGAUAUUCACAAGUUCAAAGAAUCUCUGUCGCUGCUUCUCAAGGAGAUCAAGAACUUUUAUACGUUUGACGAGGACGUCGCACGUACAGAAGGCGAUUUGAGAAACCUAUCGAAUAAGGUCUCAACACAAAUUAACGAGGGCAAAGAUUUGAUUUCCGAAAUACGCGAAAAGUAUAACCGCUCCCAGCAGCUCGUUCCCAUAGACGUGUCCCAAGAACUGACAAACCUCGAACUGCUCACCGAGACGCUCGUCAACGCCAUGGACGAGAAGAAUCGCGAAUUCAAAAAGGCUCGAACCGUUCGCACCGAUUAUGCGCACGACGUUGACGAAAUUCAGAAUUGGAUUAAGAAGGCGGAACUCAAGAUCCAGGAUCGCUCGACCGAACCUCACGCUCUCAACGAGUAUCUGCAGGAGAUCCAAUCCGAAAUGGCGAGCGUGCUAGACCGCUACGAAAAGCUGGUUAAGAAUGGCAAAAUUAUCAUCGGAAAAACGAGGAGCGACGAGGAAAAGGCGAUCGUGCAAACUACCAUGGAUAACAUAAGCGAACAGCUGCAGCAAUUGCGCUCCUUACUGGACGAGAAGAAGCAGCAGGUCGGGGAGACCCUCGACGCAUGGCAACGCUUCCUCGCGCUAUACCAGGCCGUACUAACCUGGGUGGAAGAAAAGAAGGUCUUCCUGCAGGAGUCCCUGUACAUCAGCACAUUACACGAAGCCCGCCAAAAGUUGCACGAUUAUUCCAAUGCCGCCAAGACCUGCAAGGUCGCCUCGAAAAACCUGAGCGAAAUGGCCAAGGAGUUGGACUACAUCAGUUCGGUAACCAGCGUCGGCGAUCUUCCGCAGAAAAUGGAGCACGCCGAAGAAGCGAAGACAGGCGUGGAGGCGAAGAUCUUGGAGAGGAACGCGCUCCUGCAAGAGACCGCCGAGGAAUGGGAGCAGUGCGAGAAGAAGAUGAAGGACGUGCGGAAUUGGAUGGAGAAGUCGAAGAACUCGCUCGAAUCGCCGCAGAACAAAAAACGGCCACUGCGCGAUCAGCACGCUAUACGCGAGAAGAUGCUCGGAGACGUUUCGAUACAGAAGGCGAAGAUAGCGAUUUCGGUUGAGAAACUGGAGUUGCAUUUCCGUUCGGGUAUCGGAGGCGACUCGAAGGUUACGCAGGCGGCUGAAGAUUUGAUGGGCGAGUUGGACGUCUUCUUGGAACUCGUCCGUAAUCAAACGCAUCAACUGGAAAAGGCCUUCGUGCAGGUCGAGCAGUACCAAAUGGAAGUACAGCAGCUUCGCCAGCAGAUUGUUCAGUUGGAGCAGCAGUUGCGAACGGUUCUGGCACCGACGUAUCUACCUCACGAUCGAGAGCAAGCGGCCAGAGAUCAACAGGCUCAGGCUGAGAGUUAUCGCCGGCAAAUCGACAUCAUCCUCGUCAAGAUACGAGAACUGGACCCCAACUACGUCCUCCCGAUAUUAUCGGAACCCGCCUCGCUUGGGGUGACGUACGCCGAUAUAACUGCCGGCCGCUCCAGCCCGUGCCAUUUUGAUCGUCCGCCAUCCGAAGAACCUGAAUUUGUAAAGAUGACUUCGACCUUCGUUCCUGAGACUCCCCUCAAAAUUGCCACACAACCGGAACUAACUUUUACAGAGUACGAAAGCGAAAUUAAAACGAUCGUCAUCGAUACGGCGGAAAAGGCAAAGACCAAUAGACGCGGUCGCUCCCCGAGGAGACGCGAGGAUGUACAACCGGAACCCGAAACCCCCUCGGCAGUAACACUAAAAAAUGUUACCCCGAAGCCUGAACUUCUAAAGCUCGACGAAAAACCGAGGGGUCGCUCUCCUAGCCCAAUGUGGGUGCCCGGAUCCACAACUUACUCGGACGUGUUAAGAGGUCUGUAUCGCGAUACCGAAACCAUCGAGCCCCCUCAAACCAAUUACCAGCAUUUCGAGUACGUACACCCCGCAUACGUUAGUUCGGGACAACAGAUUAGCAUAUCCCACGAAGAGUCUCAGGAACCAAGCGCGAGGCAUCUUCAGCCAUCCAGUACAGAAACAAUGCCAUCUCAACAACGACCCCAAUCGCAAAACGACAAAACGAAGGAAGUGAGCCGAAUUGAGGAGACGCAACAUCUAACUGAAAACUCCUCCCAAAUAACUGGUCACCUUGGAGAGCCCACUGUCAAAUUGGUGGGUGGUGACGAAACUAUUGAUGUAAUUCCUAAAGACUUAGUAGUUAGUAGUUUAGCCGAAAAAAACGAUUUCCCAAAUACAGAUAAGCAAAGACGAAAGAAGAAAGUAAAAAGGACUAAGAAGAAAGCGGACGAAGUUACGCCGCUAACUGAGAUAAGCAAAACUUUUGAUCAAACCCAUACAAUUAUAACUCCUAGCGAGCUAAGAGAGAACGUUAUAAUGAGCCAUGAUAAAAACACUCCCGACGUAACCACGGAAGCGUCGAGUAAAAAAAGAAGCAAAGGAAAAACGAAACAAACGAUAACGACCGAUAAUGUAAUUUUCCGAAAAAGCGAGUCGCCACCAAAAACAAACAAAAUCAUUCUGAUUACACACGAAGAAGUGCGCCUAACACCUGUGCUGACCCUAAAAAUGGCCCUUCCCGAGCAAGCCAUAGAACAGUGGGAGUCGAAGGAGCACGACGUGAUAAUCUCGGAACCGCAUUCUCUCGAAUCCACGGCGACAGAUUCCGGCGUGAAUUUCACCGAUACGACCAGCGAGGAAAUCGAAUUGGAACAGAUCAUUUUUGGAUCCGUCAAAGAGAGACCCAGCAUGCGCAACUUUCAGUCCCAUGUCGAUGACGAACAUCUGGUCACUUUGGAGCAUGUGACAACACAAACGCAACUGUCAACGUCUAAAUUAGAAGUCGAAUCUGUCACAAAAAUGCACAGCGAAAGUGAAAUAGAUUUGAAGUCUCACGACGAGAUAGAAAAAGAUGUAAGUAAAAUGGAGCAGGUAGAGGAAAUUAAAACCCAAAAAAAGAAGGCAAAGAAACACGCUCAAGCGGUGACUGUUACGGACCCGGUCGAAGUUGGAGUUACUACCCCACCCUCUGAGUCUAGUCACAGAAAGAAGAAGAGCAAAAAACUUCCGGUAUCAGAUGCGAAAGAUGUAGUAAUAGCGUCUGAAGUUUUGAGCUCAUCUGCAUCUGAAACCAGUAAAAAAAAGAGCAAAAGGUCAUCAGAUAUUACCAAAACUGACGAGAGUGAAGUCAAGAAUAAGGACAUAAUGCCUUCAUCAUCAAAUACAUCACAAAAUCUAGGGAUUGAUACGGAAAUUGAGACCACGCAUGUAAUCGUAACCAGUAAGAAGAAGAACAAAAAACCAUCGCCAUCCCAUACGUCCAAAGGUGGUGAUAGUGUAGGGGUCGAGUCGAUUGUGACCUCGGACAGAAAAAUACAAAUAUCUUCACCACCAAGUACGCCCAAAAUUGAUGAAAAUACGGAGGGAACUGUGAUUUCAUCUCUCCUGGAAACUAGUAAGAAGAAGAACAAGAAAACACCAUCACAUACAUCCGUAAUUGACACCGGCGCUGCUAUUGUGUCGGAUACUGUAUUCGUACAGGAAUUCGAUAAGAAGAAGAGCAAAAAAUCGCCACGAUCAGAUCCAUUAAAAGCUGAUGAAGGGGGCGUAAUCGAGUCGGAAGCUAUCGCCUCUCCUGCGCUCGAAAGCCGCAAAAAGAAACAUAAAAAAACACCACCAGCAGGCGAUAAGUUCGAAAUUAAUGAAUCAGAAAUGGUGCUUUCGUCGGCACCCGAAACCGGAAAGAAGAAGACCAAAAAGUUAGAGACAUCAGAUGUGCCUAAAGGUGAUCAAGAUGUAGCGGUAGUUGAGUGCGAAAUCGCAACUCAGGUUGCAUCCGAAAGCGGUAAAAAAAAGAAGAAAAAUAAGAAACAAAAUCUCGACAAUACGAUAGAAGAAGUGAAAAAGGAGCGGCGAAAGAAAUCUGACCGAGUCAAAUCGGUUUCUUUUGAAGAAGUUCCUCAAAUUAUUAACGCCGAGACAAAAUCGACUGAUUCGGAAAUAACAUUUUCGGAAGAAGCCGUGACUGAAGUGACGCCACUGACUUCUAACGUAACCGUACCCUACAAAGGUUUGCCUAUGAGCGACGUAUCGGAUUCAUGGAUGGAUACUGAAAUCAUUCUUUCUGAUGACGAAGUUGAGAUGCCGAUAGCCGAAUCUCAACUAACGGAAGUGGCGCUCUCGAUAAAAGGCGUUGAGCCGUUGCCAGAAGAUUCGGUGCGUCAAUUAGGCGACCCGAAAGUGGAGUACAGAGGAUUACCUUUAGAUAACACCAGCGAUUUGUGGAUGGAUUCGGAGAUUGUGAUUUCAGACGAGGAAGACGUACCACCGCCGGAAGAAGCACAGAUGAUGACCAUCGCUCAAGCGCCCACUCCGCCAUCGGAUCCUAUUCUUGUUCAAGAGGAUAUACCAAUGCAGCCCCUCGAUGAAGAGCCUCGGGCUGCGUGCAAAAGAUUUGUAAAGGUAAUAACACUGCCGCCUCCAAAAUUAAUCGAGCCCAUCCCCAUCACUGAAUCACAGUUGGAGAUAACCGAACAAUCAAAGACACCCUUAGAUAAUUCAAGUGAUUUGUGGAUGGAUUCCGAAAUUGUAAUCUCUGAUGAAGAAAAUGUAAUCUCGCAUGAUCAAGUGGAGCAAAGCAUUGUCGUGGGGGAAGCAAUAACCACCCCACCAUCGCAUUCUGUUCAAGAGCAUGUUUCUUUAGAUCAUAUAACAGAAUUGGGGGUGGAUCCAGAGGCAGUACUGCCGGAUAAAAAAUCUGUUGAAGAAACACAUCGACAGUUGGAAACAAUUGAGUUAACCAUCAAUGAGUCAAUAAAAGUUGAGGUUCCGUCUGAGCAGCGAAACGUUCUACAAAUUGAAGAUACAAAAGUUAACUAUAAAGGACUGCCUUUAGAUGACACAAGUGAUUUGUGGAUGGAUUCAGAAAUAGUACUGUCAGAUGAAGAAACAUUGGAACAACCGAAAGUAUCGCAGCCACUCGAUGACUUGGAUCAAAAUACUGAUUCUCCAAGCUCUCCAUUGCUGGAAGAAUACGAAAUCGUCGAACACGCUGACAUCGCCACAAUUACCGAAAGUACCCAUCUUACGACCGAUGCUUCGGCCCAAACCAAGGAGUACGUGCCUAAGGAAAGGAACUUUCGAGAUUUUGAUUUCGAGAUGACGAGAAAGGUCCAAGCGCCGGUACCUGUCGAACAUUACUACGAGCUGAUUCCGAACUACAACUCGUGUAUUUUUAGAGAUGUCGAAAGAAAGCGAUGCGAAGAUUUGGUUAAAAAUGAAAAUCAAUCCUCCGCGCAUGACCUACCCCUUGACAUACAACCCUUGUAUCUGUCGAAGGUUGAUUUGUCGCAACCGGCGAGCGAGUUGGAGGAGUCACAGAUGAACACAGAACUGCAAUUAGAGGCACCGAAGCAUGACAUCGAAGAAACAGAAUCGUUAAAUGACAAAGAAUUGGCAAUGUUAGGGCUUCGAUCGGAAGUGUCACAUCAUAAUCCAAUACGAUUCUAUGAAGCGGAGAUGAUGUGGGAAUUAAGCAAAGUACGCAAAGUAGCAACCGAAACGCACGAUGAAUUGGAACCGGUUGCACCCGCAUGCACCGAAACGGAAAAGCCGUUCCAUUCGAAUUUAAAUCCAUACGCGAAGGUCUUUGUACCCGGUGGGCAUUCACAAUUUCCCACAACAACAACGGUAACGUAUCCGUCGCAACCAAUUGAACAAACCACCAGGUGGGAGUUUGAAGAAAAAUUGUCUCCAGAUUGCGCUAGUGAUGUUUGGGAAGAAUCCAAUGCAAUAACUCCGGUAGAAAAGGUCACAACGGAAGAAAUGCCCACUCCCAAAGAAAAACCCAACCUUCCAUCAACAGCGUGGCGAGAAGGUGAUACAAAGGAGCAAAGACUACGAGAAGAACCUUACCAAUUUCCUCAUCGCGCAAGAAUAUUCAGCGAUGACUUCAACGAAUCUAUAGAAAUACCGCCAGACCACGAUAGCAACCGGUGGGUUGAUAGUAUGCUCCAAGAAGCGACCGAUGAGUUACUACCUGAUGUGCGGCAAACCACAUUGGACGUUAAGAAGAAGCGGCACCACAAAUCAAAGUCGCCGAGGCGUAAAUCUAAGGAAAAACAAUUGGAAUCGCCCGUUACGCAAAAGGAAGAUCGUACAGACGACACACCUGGUGAUAGUGAAGUUACAUAUGAAAUUGAUGUUCGAUUCUCUAAAGACAACGACACGAUUGAACCGGUCUCAAAAAUUAGAUCAUAUGCGGACAUUGCUGCCACUGAUCGAGCGCAAAAUUCACCAGAACCCAGCAUAGAAGUUUCUCCAAUCUUAAAGGAGCCAAUUCAAAUCAGAGUAGAAGUAGUUGAGGAGAAGCAUUCACAAUAUUUCGAACCCAUUUUAGAUUCCGAAGGGUUUACCGAAUACCACUCUCGCAGGGAUAAGAGAUCGCGGUCUCGUACGACGUCAGAAUCUGAAUGCGUAACCGAACAAAUUAGACCCUCUGAAGAGACGUCGUCAGACGAGGAUGUUCCUUCGAAUUUAGAAGUGCCUACAAAGAAGAAGCGGUCACGAUCUAAAAGAAAGCAGAAAUCAGAUGACACUGGCGGAUUCGAUAUUCCAGUUGGAGACGCUAGUCCUGUGGAGCUUCCUGUAGAAGUUGAUUUAGCCGAGGAAGAAAGUCCAGCGGAUACACUGCAGGUACUAAAGAAGCAUAAAAGGAAGAGGUCGCGAUCUGGGAAGAAGGGCGUCAAUGAUCCCGUUGCAGAGACUGAAAAUAGGGACCAAACCCUUUUAGUUGAUACUGUCGAGGAAACAACCACGGAGAUACAAACAGGGUAUGCGCAGGGACCAAAAGAAGAACAGACUGUAGACAUUGAUAAGAACAGUGACGUGUUUAUCAAAAAUGAUACUCCUCAAAGAGAAACUGCAGAAACCCAAACAGCUGUGGCAGAACAGGAUGAGAAAAUGAUCAGUAGCGUUAUACCAGAAGAUGAAUCGAUGGAAAUCAAGAGUUUGGACUCCUCCGACCUGGAGGUGCAAUCUGAACCAAAAGCUGCAGUGUCGCCACCUAUAAAGCGGGAACGUUCCAAGAAAAAGGACGGGAAAACAUCUGAAAAGCAGUACGAAGUGUUGUUUACAAUACGUGUCACUGGAAAAUCGACCGAUGAGAACCAGCAGGAGAACAAGGGCGAAGAAAGUUCAGUGACAACAAAGCAUGUGCCUGAAUUGCCAGAAACUAGUACAGUCACGGCAACACAUAACGUUCAGGAUGACAGUGUUGUCGAAAAAAGCGAAUGGAAAGAACCUACAGCCAAUGUUUUUGAUUAUGUACCAGAUGAAGACACUAAACAAAUCGAUUCAGCGACUACAAGCAUCAUAGAUAAUGCGAGUGAUAUUGAAUUGUCUGAAAAACAAAGACCAAGAGCUUCGAAGAAAAAAAUGCCAGAACCUUCCACGAUUCCUGUUGUGCCCCAAAUAGAAGCUGACGAUUUUGAACACAAAGCUGUAGCGAUAUUGGAACCUAUUACGGUUGAAAAAGUAAGCGAAGAUCCGCAUUUGGCAACGCCGGAUAAUCCGAGGAAAAAAAGGUCACGUUCUAAACGAAAGGACCAGGCUCGCACAGAAGCUUCGAAACAACUGGAAGAAGUGGCAGCAGAGCAAGUCAGCCUUGUAACAUAUGCAAAUAUUGCCGCAACUAAAAAGUUGGAAACUCCCCAGAUUGAAAAUGUUGCGCACCCAGCACCCGCCGCGGAGCAGGUACAAAUUCGAACUGAAGUCGUGAGUAAAAGUGAUGCUCCCAACGAACCUUUUUCGAUCGACCGCGAUGGAUUUAUGGAAGUGGUUAGCAGAAAGCAGCGGCGAUCGCGUUCCAGGUCUUUAAACAAAGGGGACACUGAAGAGCAUCACAUAGCAGAUAAUAUCGCGUUGGUCCCUGAUGUUCCCAAGAGAAAGAGAUCGAGAUCUGGGCGCAAGAAACCUGUUGACGCACCAAAUCAAGAAAGUGCCUCUAAUCCGUUAGAAUCAAGUUUAGAGAUUUCGACUGGGGAUACGACGCAAAAUUUCUUCAACUUGGACGUAAAUGUCACAUAUGAAGACGAAGUUUCUACAGAAGACGCGGAAGUAGAAAACGUAUCGAAGACGAAACCGUCAAAACCUCGCAGAAAAAAAGACCACUUAGAGAUAAUCGAUCAUUUACCGCAUGUAGAAAGUGAAGAAAUAGAAGUUAGAGUACACGAGCCUACUCCAGAAGAUUCCUUGUCGCAAGUCACAGAACAGCCUGAUCCGCUCUCAACUAAAAUGCCAAGGAAAAAGCGAUCGCGAUCUCGAAGAAAGAAAGAGAAAGUUGAAAAUGAAGGUGGCUCCGAGGAACUGCAUGUAAAAGUAGAUUUAUCACCUUCCAAAGUGUCUAUAGAAGAGAAAACUGCAUCGGACCCUAGAAAAGUGCCAAAUGAAGAAGAGGUUAGAUCUGAACGCAGAUCUAAAUCGGAAGAUCAUAGUGACAAUCAAGUGCAAGCUUCAAUAGAACUUGCCAAAACGAAACGAGGACAGAAGAUGCGCGAAGACACCCUCGAAGAUACGCCCGUUAUGGAAUUUGACGUAACGACCACAGAAAUACUUGUAGAUGAGCAAGUUAGCCAGAUAAUGAAACCUGAUGAAAAAAUUUCAGAAGAAUUUGAGCAAUUGCAAAGACCAGAAGUUAGCCAACAGUCUGAUAAAGAAAUGAAUACGCCAUCUAUGGAUACUGAUGUAGUAUCUAUAGAAGCACAGUUUCACACAGUAUCUGACGGUCAAGUGCAGGCGAUAGAAACGCCGAAAAAGAAUCGGUCACGCUCUCGGCGGAAUAAAGAACAGAAUCGAGAUGACACUUUCAAAGAAAAGUGCGUUCAAGGAGGUUCAUCAACGCAACCCGUUGACGAAAUUCACGUAACUAUCGAAGGAGAGCAGGUUGGCACUUCGGAAACUUCUCCAUUAGAAGAUGCGAGACAGGUGGUACCCGACACUGAGAUUCGCGUUGAAGAAGCUUCAGAAGAAAAGGUGGAAAUGACUAAAGAACCGAAAAUUGCGGAGAAGAAAAGAUCGCGAUCUCGGCGAAAGAAUGAGGCAUUCGAUCAGGUGGUCGUACCAAUCACGGCCAAAAAUGUCCCAGGUCCUACACUUCAAGCCUAUGAGGAUACCCUAACUGAAAAUGAUAGGACGGAGAAUCAUACCCAAGAAAAAACUUCACUAACAGAAUCUACCACUGACCAGGAUAAGGGUUUGGUUUCAUUAACACCGACUGAGGUUGAGACCCAUUUCACUUAUGCGGAGGCUGCGGCGUCCCAGAAAGUUGCAAAACCAGUUCGAGAAGAGGCCAUAGUUCAUCGAACAUGUCAAAGAGAACCCAUUCAAAUACGAAUCGAAGUUGUUAGCGAACCCAUUGUUCAACACGCACCCAUUCCAACCGACUCGGAAGGUUUCACAGAGUUCUUAAACAAAAAAGAACGCAGAUCAAGAUCUAGAUCUCGAUCAAAUCAAAAAACUGCGGAACCACAAAUUGUAACAGCUGAAGAGGAAAUAGCUAAAUCUUUAGAAAGUGAAGAGCACGUUGUCAAAAAGGAGAGGGGCAAUAAAAAGAUUGCGGAAAAAGAAGAAGAGGUCUUCACAACCUAUCAAAAUGACGAAAACUGCUGUACAGGCGAAGAGGAGGAUGAGAAAAAAUCAAAGAAAAAAAAGAAGAAGCGAAACAAGUCGAAAGAAUUGUCACAAAAAGGCGGCUUAAUGAGUAUGCUCUCUUCGGUUAAGAAUGUACUGAAAAAAAAUUCACCUGAAGAGGAUGAUAUUCCAAAAGUGAACACAUCGGUAGAAACGUUAAUGCAACCAUUAGAACUAUCGGAAAACUCCUCGACACUAAUCGCCACGGAUUUGGAAAACUUUCUACUUAUGGAAAGGAGCAUUUCGUUACCGGACCACCCCACUAAUCUACCCGAGAAACGAUCUAGUUUCUUCGGAAACUUAAUCUCGAAAGUAACCGGAUCUAAACACGACCCGCCCAAUGAAAAGAAGAAAAAGAAGAAGCUCAAAAGUACUUCCGACACCGACGAGGAAAAGGGCGUACUCGAAACAAUUCGAGCAAAAGUUGCUGGCGCGUUAAGGCGCAAGUCUCAGACGCCGCCGCUUGAUCAAAAUCAGAAUCUGAAAGGAGACGGUCCAUUUUGGUUGGACAAGCACAUUUACACCGACGCCGAGGAACGCUACCAAAUGUAUCUCGCGCAACUGACGAAAACAAAAUUGACACAGGGAAGUGUUCCGCCCAACGAAGACGAUCACCGCGAUAAAGGCGGAGACUCGGGUAGUUCAAGUGGACGGGGUUCGCCCGAAGCCCCGCAACCCGAUCGGGCCUCGGACUUUUCGCCGAGUACGCGAUUUGCCAGCGCCGAUUUGCCCGGCGGUAUGUGCAGGUGGAAAGAUCACAGCACGUACCUGUCCGAAAUCGAGCCCGCGUACGAUAUCCUGGGCAUGCUAAAGGCGGAAAGUGACUGGAACGAGAGGCGGAUCGGUAUCGAUUAUCUAGACGCGACUCGCGAGCUUUCAGAAAGUGUCGCCGAGACUAUCAUUAAAGACACUGACCACUUUGACGAACCCACCCUUACCUUAGGGCCUCAAUUCCAACCUAGCAGCCGUUUACCAAUGGACGAAGUAGAUGGCAUCUCCUACGGUGGCGACCAUUCCAUUAAGAAGAUUGUUACCGAAGAUCUUCAACACCUAGGCGACGCCCUUCAUGAGACCGAGAGUCGUGCAUCAAACCUCCCCAGUGAAGAUUUGCAAUCGAUUUUGGUAGCCCUAACGAGUGUUAGUGGUGAUUUGAAAAAGCACGCAGCCGAAGCUAUCCGGCUGGAGAAUUUGGUUCUUCAGCUACCCUCGGAUAACGACGCCCAAAUUCUCGCAUCACAUUUGGCCGGAAUACGAACGAGAAUUGCCACCCUUCUGGCCCAAGCCGAAAAUGGUACAUUUGCGAUUGAGGCUGCACAUAAGUCCCAAAUAAAAAGGCGAGAGCAGUUAACACAGUACCAUCGGCUGCUUUUAGAAAUUGAGCUUUGGUUACAAACGACGCGCGAAUUCUUAAGCAAAGAAUCGCAAAGGACCUCGAUUAAUGAUAUUAAUAACGAAAUCGCUUCUUGUGAGAAGGUGCAACAAGAUCUAACGGCGAAAGAAAGGGACUUAGCCGAGCUAGCGCAGAACUGUGAGCAAUUCAGGUGUUACCCCAACUUACGUCAACUAACCGAAGAUCUCUUGGACCAGAUCAGAGGGAUAAAUAUCAUUUUUAACCAGCAAAAGUUCAUUCUAUCCAACAAGCUCGAGAUACUGCAGACACACUUAAUUAAAAUCCAAGAAGAAGGACAAUCUCCCGAAUUGUCGUUACAAGAUAGCACUCUCGACUCUAGUUCUAUGCCCUUUGAAGAAAUACCCGUACUUACCGACACCAAAGUAGUCACCACGACAAUUCAUCAGCAACCAAUUGGUGUAAGCAUCGAGACUCAAACCGGGCAAAGCUUGUCUUCGCCAGUGAUAACGCGGCAAUAUCCGGUCGACGUAGAUGUUCAAACCCUCGUCGAAAGACCUAGCGAAAAGGAAACGAUCAAAAUUUCAAAGACAAUAAUCGGGGACCAAGAAACUAUUCAAAUUGCAACGAAACCGGCCCCAACCGUCGACGGUGAAGGCGAUCUAUUAGUAGAAGCAGAUUACCGCACCAAACCAAACAUGGCGGAGAAACCGGAAGAGAAAACAACGGAGCUCCACAUACUUCACUCCAAAACCGAUAAGCCCUUCGAAACCGUCAUGGUAGAACCCGACGAGACCACGACAGAGGUAAUAGUAGAUGCCGAUGGAACGAGGCGAAUAAUCGUCAAAAAAUUACAACGCACUGUCGUAUCUCGUCAGCAAACCAUGCAGCAACAGCAUUUGACAACGUUGAGCACGCUGACCGAAGGUGAUGUACCCGUCAGCCAGUCGUUUUCGCAAGUUACUCUUCAAGGACAGCAAAGCAGCACGACGGUUGCAAGAGGAGACGGUCGCAAAGAAACAUUGACCAGUCAAAAUUACGGCGGAAAAAUAAUUUCAAGCGCGCCCGGGGGAGAGAUUGACGUACAAGAGUUUCAAUUGGAACCUGAGCACCACUACACGGUCGUCCAGGGUACCCAAGCGCCGGAAGUUGAAUUACAAGGCAUAAAGCUACACGAAGGCGACGUCGCAUUCGUCGACAAUCAAAACGCGCUAUUUACGCUCGAUCCCAAAAGCGAAGAGAUCCACACGUCCAGCUCCACGGUGCGCGCGGUCGUCCAACAGGUCACGAGGAAAAUUAUUAGAAAGACUCGCCGAAUUAUCAGGCGCAUCGUCAUAGUAGACGGCAAGGAGCAGGUUACCGAGGAGAUCAUCGAAGAGCCCGAGGAGGUGGAGGUAACCGAAGAAGGCAUACCGAGAGUAAGCAUUAAUGUAACGCGAACCCAAGAUGGUCAGAUAGUACAAGAGCAACAAAUGCAGGCCGAACCAGAAAUCGUCGAUCCUGACGAAAAUCCAAUUGUUGAUAAUGGCGAGAGGUACGUUUUUGAACAAGCCAUUGCACAAAAAUCACCAGCACUUGAGCCAACCACAGUUGUACAGUCGGCAAGUAGCGUUGUCAGUGAGUUCAUUGAGAAAGAGCGAUCGGCACCUAGUGUUGUCAAUACACGUAAAGUUGAUUCGGCACCUAUUGUUGAUGCUGCACCUGCCGUAACGACUCCAAUUCAAUUAUCUACGUCACGCAGUGAGGAACAACUAAUUAUAGUCGGAAGAGAUGAAGCGGAACCAGUAACCCAAAGUGUGACCACCAAUAUUUCACCAAGAGAACCAACGCCAGUGCCGGAACAAUGUUCUCCUCAAGAACCCCAAGUGGAAAAUUCGAUUAAAACGGUAAUUACCCAAGUGGUAACCGCUUUGCCUGGCUUAGUAAACAUAGAGCAAACAAAAUCUCCCCCAGAACCUGACGCGGAUGUAACUGUUGUAGACAUUAAAUCUGUCAGCCCGACGCCAAUCGAACCUCUUCAAUUUGAAACCCCGAAUCAAAAGCAAGAAAACUUACCAAUCGCUACCGAAACCGUCUUGAAACCUGAUACCAACACUCAGUUUAUUGUGACAGAACAGCAAAGUGCAUACCGACAGGCGCCAAACAAAGACGAAAUUACUCUACAUCUCGCCGAAAAGCGGAUUGAAGGAAGCGAACCUGAGCAAAAACACCCGAUUGGCGAACCGGCUACCCGUGGACUACACUUCAUACUUACCGUCGAAGAAAAGCCAUCAGAUCCUCAAAUUCCGGGCCCCAAAGUUGCGAUGGCCGUGCAAUUGGAAGAUACAGAAAGCGGUCCGGUGCAAAAAGAUAUUUACGUCAAUCUCCCCGCCCACCAACAGACUACUAAAAUCGAAUCGACAUCUCCGAUUAUUCCCAAACUCGAAGAAGGAGAAGAGGCGCUUUCUGUAACAAGCGAGAUCGAUCACGGAGGGACAAAGGGCAAAAAGAAAAAGAAGCAUAAAGAUUCGAGUAAAAGUGCAACUCCCGAUGAAGAAACGCGCCCACCUACCGCGGCGAGUGAUGACAAACCGCUUUCCGUCGAAACAUCCCUUGCGGAGUCUACAGAAAUUUUUAUACCGGACGAUUCGCACGAAUCUCCAAUUACUCCGAAGUACACCGAGGAGUUUUUGUUGACCGCUACGCCAGACGACGAAGACUUUUCAGCCGGGUAUGAACCUGAAGAUAAAACUACCGUUGACGAACACGUCGAUGACGGCGAUGAUAAGAAGAAGAAGCGAAAGAAACGUAAAAAGCAGAAGGAAAGGGUGGAAGAAUCUGAACCGUCCCUUGUUCCCAAAUCAAUCGAUGAAUCGUCCCCAAUCGGCGAAUCUGUUAAAUUUUCCGAUGAAGAAGAUGUGCCAUAUGUGAAGCCCGAAGAGCCGAAGAAGGACAAAAAACGCAAACACAAACAAAAGAAGUCGGAGUCUGAGGUCGGUCCGGAAUCGGAAGCUAGCCUCGUCGAAGCUCACUCGGACGAAGUUUAUUCGCCGAACGACUCCUACAAAUCAUUGGCAACUCCGUCAGAAGCCGGAUCCGUUAAAGUAAUCCAAGAGGGGUACCCUACGCCUCCCGAUAGUGAAUCUGUCGACUCUAUCACAAGUAAAAUCGUUACCACGGUUCCCGUGAUUGAAGCCGUGAUCACUCACGAAGUAACAAUGCAGACGUCUCCCGAAAUAUCGGAAAUUAUCGAAGACGCCAAAGUGGUAACGCCGGCGGUCGUCGAACAACCCAAAGUUGCCAUACAAGUUGAGCAGACCUCCGUUCAAACUUCUCCAGAAAUUCCAAUUGAAACGUCCGAAAUUUCUUUGCAGACAAUUGAAGUGGCCGAAGAGCCCAAACCCGAAACAGCCGAGACGUCGAGUCAGGUUGAAAUCGUCACAGCCGAAUUGGUUACCCAGACGUCGACACCAGAAGAAGUUCCCUCUAAACCGCACACACCAACAGUGACCGAGGUUAUAACCACCGAAACUUCCAUGCAAACUCAAAGUCCAGUUAAAGUGGAGGUGGUCGAGGAAACUGUCCAAACGGUAACACCCGAAACAGUAGAACCGGCGAGAAGCGACUCCCAAAUGCAAACGACAGAAAUACUUUCGCAAGAAGAGUACGUACAGACCAUAUCACCUGAUGUUGUACAAGUACAAACAAAAGAAACAUCAGAAUUUUCAACGCAAAUUCAUCCUCACGAUAUAUCAAAACCUGCCGAAGAAUACGCGCAAACAUCCCCCAUACCCUCAGCCCCUCCUCUCGAUGAGGUGACUCAAACAUCUCUGCCGUAUUACGAAACAAUCCCUCAGCAACCCGAAGUAUUGCCAACUCGCGUUGAAAACACAUCACAGACCCAGCCGGUUGUUAUCAAAGACCCUACAGAAACCACACCUUCUUCGUCGAUUGACGAAUCUUUCGAAGUACACGUCCAAGCGUUUGUCACGUUACCUUCCGACGCAGAUUCCAGCUCGCCCCAAAAGUCGGAAGUAACACUGACCAUGGACGAUGCAUCGUCAGACUUAUCGACCGAAUCUGAUCUUGACGUUGAAGUCACUAUUGAUGGAAAACCGCUAACGGCUCAACACGGCGUCGUGUCGUUCCUAGAUAACGAGAGAGCACAUUCGUCCCGUAAACGUCGGUCUAAAAAGCACAAGAAAAAACACGCCGAAGAAAAAGAUCUGUUCGCGCAGUUUAAACGUGCCGAAGAUGCAGAUUUGCUCGAUCCCAAUGAGCUUUAUUCAGAGGUUGUGAAGCGAGGGUCGCGUUCGUCGUCGCCGAUUCCGGGUGAGGGAGAGCAAAUCGUCACAUCGAAAAUCAUAACCGAUUUAGAUCUUACCAAAUUGAAAAGUAUGGAGCAGCCCAAACCCGAAACAUUUGUGAAAGUGUCUUUGAUAAUACCCGGCGAUUCGCCGCCUGAAAUCGAGACGCCUGUAACUACGGUUGAAAUUCAACCGUCGGAAGUUCUCGCAACGGAGCUGAGCAUUGAUACCGGCAUGCUGCCGCCGAAAGAGAAGAAGCCAAUCAAGCAGAAGGGUAAAAGUAAACAUAAGAGUUCUGUAACUAUUGAAGAGGUGUUAUCUCCUACUGAAAUUGUCGACACGCCUUUAUCUCCAACAGACGUUAUUUCUGAACAUAGAAGUGUGUGGACUCCGCCUGUUUCCAAACCAAAAUCGUCUAGCGACGACUUAAUUUCGGCGGAGAGGCAGACUAGCGUUUCGCAAAUUCCGUCUCAGAUCAACUGGAACCAAAUACAAACGCUGGAGAGGAUGAAAAACUUGCAAAACACACAAAAAUCGACCCACUUAAGCGAGGUGCUUUUCUUGGCCAGUUUGAAUGAACCCGUUACAGAAGAAAGUAUUGAAGAGAAAACUUACACUGUUCAACAAAACUUAAACGCGUUAAAAACUGCAAUUCGAAAAGGAGACGUGCUAGUAAUUCAACAGACCAUUGUCACCACAGUUGAGACGAUCACAACAUGGCUGCACACCAUCGAAUAUCGCAUUUACAUGCAACGUCAGCAAACGAGCGAUGGACCGUCUCGCGAGAAAGUCGAGGAGUUUAGUAACUUAAAAGAAGAAAUUGCGAACAUUGAGAGCAACGUUAACGAGUUACAGGCUGCUUUGGCGGAUACUCGCGACAUUUAUAAUGAGGAUGAACGAAACCGAAUGAAAAAUUACGUGGAGUCACUCGAAAGCCAACUGAGGGUCAUCGAAGAAGUUACUCAACAAAAUGAGAAAAUCGUCGCGGAUGAUUUUGCCCGUUGGCAGCAAUUUAUUAAUGGCCUCGAGAACAUCAGCCAACUAGUUCACGCCACCAAGCAACAGCUUCAUGCGCUGAUCGAAUCGGACGCUUCUCCACAAACUAAGCUACAAGAAUUGGAAGAAUUGGAAACGAUAAACCGCUCCCAUAUGCUGAAAACGGUCCAUCUCAUUUCGACAGCUCGUGGUCUUAUGCGUGACUUUCCAAAUCGAGAAAUUCCGUUAGAAGUGUACACCAUGCAUGACGUUACUAAACAGAUCGACCACCACAUUUCGGUACAGAGAGAAAAAGCCCUACAUUUACUGGCUCUUGCGGAAGAAUAUGUUCAAACGCUAAAGGAGUUUGCGCAAAUCAUCGAGAUCGCGGAUGCGCUAGUGGACAGCCCAAUCUCGGUACGCAGUCUUGAGCACUUGGAAGAAGAAGUGCAAAAUCACCGCAAAUUCUUUAUCAACCUCAGUCACUGCCGUGCUAUCCUGGAAUCUCUCGAAGAGAAUCUCGAUUAUGAAACUCGCGCUCUUCACUCCAAAUUGCAUCAAAAACUAUAUCAGCGCGCUAGUGGAAUUCUCGACAAAGCCGCCGGUAGGUUGCAACAGAUGUCGCUGGCCGCCUCUCGCUGGACGGUUCUCGAACAGGGAAUGAAAGAGGAACAGCGUUGGUUAGAAGUGGCUCGGGGCAGAGUCCCCGAUCUUAGUAACGUAACGUCCGUCGACUACGACCAAUACAUUAAUCUCUACCAAUCCCUAUCCAUGGACAUCACUCACCACCACACUAAACUAUCUCAUUUCAACAAUAACGCUCACAAACUGCAAGAGCUCAUCACCUGCACAAACUUGGAAGAAACCUACUCCCAACCGUUGGAAAUCAUCAUGGAACUUUACGAAGAUGUCAGCGGCAAAUUGAAACGUCUCCUGCUCUUCCGCGAAAGUUGGACGAACUAUAACUAUCAAACCGACAAGUUGGAGUAUUGGCUGAAGACCACCCAGCAAGAUUUGGAUAACAUAGAAAUGGUGCCAAACACUAACACGCCAACACCGGGACAUAUGAAACAAUUUUGGGAGUUGAAAGCGCAACACGAGGUCUACAACAAUACUAGAAUGGAGUCUGCGAACGCCUUAGAGAAGUCAAUGCAAAUUAUACCAGUCGCCGACGAAAUGCUGCAAAGGAAGUUCCAUUCGGAACUGCAAGAGCACUGGCGACACGUGUCCAAGCAAAUUAACGACAUCCAAAAAGCUAUUACGGAAAAUAUCUCGGCCCCAGAUGUACCGGUCAACGAAAAGUUGGCGCUGCUCGAGCAAGAGCUGGGCGAGAUCAAAUCGUUCAUCGAUGGCUUGGGGGGUGUCAUAAAAAACGAAGAAGAACUCAACCUGUACGUUGAGCGUCUUCAAAUCAUGCAGGGACGAGUUGACACGAUUCAAAACGAGCUCGGUCGGCUGGGUUUGCUGUCUUCGGACGAGUGCGAGAAGGUCGGCGGUCUGUUGGCGUUGUCGAAGAGCGUCGAAAUUCAGGUUGCCGAGGAACUCGAGGGCAGUACCGUCUUGAGAGAUCGCCUCCAGGCGAUCCAGCGCGGUCUGGCGAGGGUGCGUAAGAACCACUCGAGAUUGGAGCAGGCGCUGAAUCGGUGCGAGAGCUGCGAGAAACUCGGCAGCGACAUUGUGGAGAAGGCGGUUAUCGAUUGCCGCGAGGUCGGGGAGGAGUUGGUUACGCUUUGGCAAGAUUUGAUGGGUCUGAGGCAGCUGCUGCACACGCUCCCGAUGCGUUUACGCGUUACCGUGUCGCCCACGAAGGUCGAGCGGGAAAUCUCGCACUUGCAGGACGAGCACACGGCGCUAGAGAAAAGAUGCGGGCAGCUUUUGGCGCUGUUGAGAAGUCGGCUGGCGUUAUGGCAAAGAUUUGAGAAGCAACUCGAGUUGGUGCAGCAAAGCGUGCAGGAGGCGGACUUUAUGAUGGACUUACUUACUGUACAAGGACAGGUGGAUUAUGAACGGUUGUUGAAGGCAACAGAACGACUUGAGGGACUUUCGGGCGAUCUGGUGAAUCGCGAAACUCUAUUGGCCGAAUUGCGAUCUUGUGCCGAGCCCUUGGCGAGCAGCUGCACGCCCGAGGUUUCCGCGCAAGUUGAGGCAGCGGUAACCGAGGCGGUCACUGCAUGGGAAGACACUUGCACGAACCUGAGGGAGCUCUGCACCAGGUACCAAACCGCCGCGGACCUCUGGAAGCAAUACAGAGACGCCAGCGAACUCAUACGUGAAUGGUGCGAUAUUCAAAUGGAAAAUGUCAAUGGUCUCGAACCAGAUGAGGCUGUCAAAACAGUUAAGGUCUGUGAAGAUACUCUAGCAGCCCACACGUCGCGUUUAGCGGAACUUCGUAACUUGGUGUCGGAAAUCGCAACAGCCGUCGGUUUGGACGGUAAUGCUCUUCUUGGUGGAGAAGUCGAAGCUCUCGGUCGUAGGUUGCACGAUGUCCGCGAGUCGCUCACGAUUCUGGCCGAUGUCGCCGAGGACCAAGCGAUUUCCAAGAAUCAAGUUCAAGAAGAGUUUGUUAAGGCAAAGAAUUACCUAACAUCCGUACAAAAGAGUGUCACCGGAAUUGACUCCAUUCCCGAUAGUGAAGUGGAAAAGAAAUUGGAAACGCUAAGAGAUCAUCUCUUGGAAUUAAGUAAGACAGAAAGCAGAAUACAGAAGAUGAAAGACACCAGUUUGGAUAAAUCGAGACCAAUAAGAACCGAAACCUCGAUUUUGGAGAUUUUGCAAUUGUGGCAGCAGGUUUUCAGGGAAACCUUCCAGCAGUACCACCGCCUCAGUACCAGACUGAUCAAAAACGAAGACAGCAUGGCCGCCUUAAAACUGUGGCAAGAAUAUUUAUUGCACGUGCAACAGUUCCUUCUAGGCUCCAUUCCCAGUGAGUACAACAGCUUGGCCGAACACCAACGUCUACUCGAAGUUCACCAGAAUCUCUUAACAACGCAACAAAGCAUACUCCAACCACUCAGCGAUCGCGAUAAUAAGUUAUACGAAGUAAAUCUCUUAGAACAAUUUAAUUCUCUUACAAAUCUUCACAAUGAAACUCUAUCGAAGAUCAUAGACAGACACGGUGAGGUCAGCAAUCGGUUGAGCGCUUGGGAUCGGUACAGGUACGACCAAAACCGUCUACUGGGAUGGCUGAAAGACAUGGAGAAGGAACGGGAGCGUCUGCAGUUGCGCUACAUCAACAUUCGUCGUGUGCCAAAAGUACUAGCAAAGAUACAAUCGCUACUCGGGCAAAUUCCGCAAGGCGAGGACCAAGCCGACCAACUACAAAAACAGCAGCCGCAGUUGCUCGAAUUUUCCGACGACGCCUUCGGCGCGUCAAUUCGAAUGGAACACGUCGCAAUGGUACAACGCAUAUCGAACCUUCAGGCGGGUCUAGACACGUGGAAGCAAUUCCUGGAAAGGAUAAACGCGCUCGUUGCCGUCUACGAGGAGAAGGUGAAGAAAAUUCAAGAUCUGUUCGACAAUUUCCAAGACGUCAUCAAUUCGAAUUCACAAGAGAUUCCCGGUACUCACUCGGUAUUGACGCAUCGGUUAGAAACACUUCGACAAAUCCGCGGUAGACUCAACGAGCUAACGAACGACCUGGAACAGUUAGGUGUGACGCAAGAACAGCUAAAAGAGUGCGUCAGUCCGAUGGAUAUGAAAACUAUUAGCCAGCGAAUGUGGUUGUUGUGGCACCAGCAGGGCGAUAUCGACCACCAGCUGACGAUUUUAUGCCAUCAAUUGGAAGAACGGUUAGGUUUACGAAGCACAUUCGAAGCAAGGCAGUCCAGGUUUAUAAUUUGGGCGGACAACUUGGAGAGAAGGUUGGAGGAAGAGCAGGAAAAAGGCGAUCCCAGCGAAGUACUUAAACGACUCGAAACCGAACUUCAAACCGAAAUGUCGUUAAAAACUCACGAGUAUAAGUGGUUAAUAAACACGGGGAAGGAACUUGUAAGUGCGUGCGGCGAGGACUACAGUGACGUGGUAGCUAAACAAAAUUUGCAAGUGAAAACUGACGAAGUGCGGAAGAGGUGGGAACGUUUAGAACAGUUAGGGAAGAAUCGUGUUAGUAAAAUACAAGAUAUGACUCAGACGAUGCUGCAGUUAGAACUUAAAAUAGCUGAGAUUAAAUCGUGGCUACACCAAACCGAAAUAAAAUUAAGCAAACCUUUAGUUUUUGAAAGUACCAAUAAAAACGUCAUUGACGGAUUAAUCCAGGAACAUGACGUGCUGAAAAAAUCGAUCGAAAAAGAGAGUGUUAUUAUUGGAGAAGUUAUUAAUUUAUGGGAGUUGUUACUGAGUGACGCCGACGUUUGGAAGAUUUACUUCACGACGGAAACCAUUACUUUGGAUAUACAGAAUAUCGAAAAACGGUGGAAGGUGGUUUGCGGAAAGGCCGUCGAGAGGAAGCAGAAGUUAAUGUUUGCUUGGAAGCUUCUAUUGGAGAUUCUUCGGAUCUGUUCGGAACAAGAGCAUUGGUUGGUUGCUCAAGAUGACGCGCUGAAAGAAUUAGAUAAGCCUGUUAAUAAGCAAUCUAGGGAGCAAAUCUCGGACAAAAUUGCUAAAUUGGAGAACUUAAUUAAGGAAGUCGAAUCUCGCAGCCCUACCUUUGAAAUUUUGGAGCAGACGUACUCGAAGCUGGCCAAAACAAGCGGAUUAGAUCCGAUCAACAUCCGAAAACUCACGGCACACGUGCGUCAACUGAUUAUAAAAUGGCGCGAUAUUCUUCCAAAUGCUCAUUCCAUUUUGCAAAACUUGCAAAGGGAACUCGCUCUGUAUAAGGAGUUUGUGGCCGCUCACGGAAACGCAAUCAUGGGCCUGACGCGAAUUGACGCCCAGCUAACGGAACUGCAGCACUUAACCUCGCCAGAAAUCGAAAGCUCGGUCACAGAACGUUUGGAAAAACUCGAGAAAAUCGAUCAAUCGCUGACGGCUCAGAACACCAUUUUGGAAAACGCCGAUAAAUUAGGUUUACUGCUCAUGCAGCGAAGGCCAAAGCCGGAGAGUAAAAAAAUACAAGAGAUGAUAGACGAGUAUCAAUUGCUCUGGAAAGAUAUUCAGGAACGAAUUAUCACGCUAAAGUCGAGCCUCAAAACGCAAAGACGAGAAAUCGACGAAGGCGUGCAGGUAGAAACGCUCAAAUUUGAGCAGGACACCGCGGUGCAGGUGAACACGCUUCCACCUCACCUCCAGCGCAUGAUGUCAAUAACGCCUAAAGACGCUUACAUGGUCGAGCUGGCUUCGGCUAUUGGAGAAUCGGCUAGCAACGUGAACAAAUUGCAACGCAUCGUCGACAAGGAGAUUCCUCAGCAGGGCUCCACGGAACUCCAUCUAAUCGCCAAGCAAAUCGCCAAACUACUCGUGACUUGUCAAUCUUCCAUCGAACUAAUGAACCAUCUGCACGAUGUACUGAUUGACGAAUGCGACGCGACGGAGGACGAGGCCAGAACCGAGGAAGUAAAAGCUCUCACGACCCAAUACACCAAUCUCAUAUCCAAAGCGAAACAGAAAGAGUCGAAAAUACGAGAGUUGAGGUCUGACGUGAGUGACGCUUAUAACUUUUUAUGCCAACAUGAGGCUGGACGUUUACUAUGCCCGUUAUGCACCAAACGCAACUGGGCGCAACUGGACAACGACCUAUGGCGAUUGGAACAGUGGCUACAAGCGGCCGAGGGUAUCCAAGGUUCCCAAAGGUCGCCUCCGUCGAACAUAGAACAGUUGGAGGAUGUAAUCCAAGAUCAUCGAGAGUUCUUGCUCGAUUUAGACAGUCAUAAAAGUAUCAUAAGAUCUCUCAAUAUUGUUGGAACACACUUGGCCGACCACUCCGAGGACACAGAGAGGGCGGAGAAGCUUAGGGAACGUCUGGAUGCGGACAAUAAGCGGUGGGAUUGUGUGUGCAUCAGUGCCGCCAAUUGGCAGACGGCCUUGCAAAAGGCGCUUAUGGAUAAUCGGCAGUUCCACGCAAUCGUAGAGGAAUUAUGCGCGUGGCUGGAAAAGACCGAAGCCCAAAUAAAAGCGUUCGAACCGGUCGAUCUGACUGUCGACACCGAAAGCAUCAAUAAUAAGUUUGAGAGAUUCUGCCUUUUGAAAUCUGAACUGGAACACUGCGAGCCCCGAGUGCUCAGUCUGCAGGAGAACGCGAACCAGCUGUUAAGGCACGAGCAGGCGCCCGAAGGUUCGAUAACAAUUUGCGCACGUUUAAACGAGCUAAGGCUCAAGCUGCACUCGCUUAUACGGCUUACAAGAAUUUAUGUACUCAAGUUAGGCGCCGUUUUGGGUCGGGAUCCUAACGAGUUAGGAUUAGACUUUGUUUCGUCGUCUCUCACUGCCGGUCCUAGCCUACAAUCACUCAGUUACAAUCUUCUGGACCAGGCAACUGCUACGCCAGAGUCACCUUCGGCACCAGAAGACAGCACUUACACUGGCAGUACAGAUGACUUGAAAAUAAAUACGACAGUUCUACGAAGAGGAUACCAUUUCCUGGGUAGGGUAAUCAGAGCAUCUCUACCGAUUCAAGCAAUCAUGCUCUUACUACUGGGCGUAGCAUCUCUAGUCCCUUACACGGAAGAAGACUAUGCAUGUUCACUAGUCAACACUUUUGCAAAUAGUUUAAAUCCAACCUUACAUUAUCGUGACGGUCCCCCGCCCAUAUAAACAACAACAUCGGACCUUUAGUUAUAUUUUAUCAUUCCAUUAGACUUUCUCACUUAGUUCGGUAGUAGUAUAACGACAGUGUUACUUAAGUAUAGGUUCCUUUAUUUUUUUAUUAUUAAAUUUCCUAUCAAUUUUAUAAGUCAAUGCGAUGGACCUCAUCAUCACGGCGAGAUUAUCUGACCACUUAUCUGUAUAUUGGGAAAGCGCACAGAGUAAUUUUUAAUAUAGAAAUAUUUAUAUAUUUUAUAUUGUUGUUUUUAGAAUUUUACGUACAUGGUUGUGUGUUAAGUUAAUCGAGAUUCUUUAAAGGGGUGGAACACUUUAAGGAAUCGUCGAUUGAUUCGUUACUGUGAUGUGAUAACAAUUUGACCUUUGAUCCCGAUCCUAAUGUAAUGCUAAUCUCUCCUAUAAUGUUACAUUAAGAGCGUACGGUCGUAACUAAACUCUCCAUAGUUGCGCUCGUAUAAUGACUUUCGAAGGGUCAAAAUGCUUGUACGCGAAUGCCUUAGAAAUUCUAUACUUAUUACGUUUAUUGUUGCUUUUGCAUAUUUUAUUUUAAACUGAUCACGGUGCUAAUAUAUGUUAACUUUUAUCUCGCAUGUUAAUAAUCAAACAAAUUGCUUAGACGACAGGUACAGCUUCUACACAUUUAUACGAAACGAUUAUGUGUAUACCUAUAAAAGGAUUGUUUCCGCUAACAUAUAAAUUCAUAAUGUGGCAAUUUUAAAUGACAUCAAAAUAUACGCUGUUUUCAUUUA